AUGCACGCUUUCGGUCCUGCUCCUGCUUGCGCGCUUUGGGUCCUGCUCCUCCUGGUUGCUUCGUGGCGGGCCGGGUCGACGGAGGUGCACAGCCUGCAGGGGAGCUGGCGGUUGAGCAACGGGAACGGCUCGCUGGUGCUGGGAGGAGAUGUGCCCGGGUGCGUGCACACCGCGUUGCUCCGACACGGUCUCAUCCAGGUACGAUCUCGCUGGCGCUAUCAGCCAGCCAAUCAGCUUCGGCUGCGCUGGUUCGAAAGUGAGAGUGGCGGCUGCUGGACGCUCCAGCGAAAGGCCAUUAGCUACGAGGGGGGGUGGUUGGUUACCACGUUUAUUUGGCUAUCGUUGUUGUUCAUUUCAUUUCUAGACCGCUUUAUAUUUUUAAGAAAAGAAAUAUCACGGCGGUUUGCAACACUGUUUUCAAGGGGAAGGGCAUGUGUCUAUGAUCCGCAACAACCCUUUUAGACUGGUUCACACGUGCAUACGCCCUUCACUUGAUUCCUCAAAGCUCUCGGUCGACUGCCGUGGAAAGCAUUGUGUUUUAAACGUGAUGUGAAGCGAGCGACAGGAAUGAGAUGGCUCAUUCAGACAUGCAUUCGCUACUUAAUACAGGUACAAGUAAUGGGCCUCUGGGUGCGUGCAAACUACACUUAUUGGAGGUCGAGUGGAACCUGAAGCAAAAAGUUGCAGUGUGCAGUGCUCUUCUUCAUUGGAGCAUAGGAAGAGCCCUGCGGUUACGUAGACUAGGCAUAGGCAAACUCUGCCCUCCUGAUGUUUUGGGACUACAACUCCCAUCAUCUCUAGCUAACAGACCAGUGGUCAGGGAUGAUGUGAAUUGUAGUCCCAAAACAUCAGGAGGGCAGAGUUUGCCUAUGCCUGACAUCUGUCCCACUUGAUCUGUUUCCAAAGUCUGUAUCCACAAUAUCUGUAUCCAAAAAGUAUCCAAAAGUAUCUGUAUCCAAAGCCUGUCUUAGCCUCAUUGAAAAGAGCAGGAGCAGCUCAGCAGAGCAAAAUCACUACCAUGCUUUUGCACACUUCCCAUUAGUUUCAGUGGGUCUUGCCCAGGAGAAUAGAGGUGUGUGUGUGUUGCAACCAGAGGUCAGCAGGGAGCAACAACUAAGACAAUAUAUUUAAGAAUGGCGAAAACUGGCUCAAAAACAAUUGGAUAUGUAGGUCCGUAGCAUGGUGAUGCACUAGACCUGAGUGUGAAGCAAAAUGGGUUGGUCAAAUCAUUAUGUUCUCAGUUUCCCACUUCAGCCUUUUUCAUUCAUUCCAUUAUAGCCAUUUAUGAGGAUAAUAUUUUCAGAUAGCUAAGUGCAGAGCUGAGCAAACCCUGGGGCUGCAUGUGAUCCUUGCACCAAUUUCUUGCAGCCCAUAGCUUUAUUUUAUCUGGGCAACUAGGAGGGGAAAUUGGGAGGAAAGGGGUUGGUAUUGCCUCCAAGCCUGUCCUCUUUUGUCUCUGGCCCUACCCAUGGUUGUGGCUCUGGCUAGAUUACCCCAAAAGGAAUCUCACCCUUGAAAGAAAAAAAGAUGGCUUAACCCUGUUUGAUUAUUUUUGAAUCAUUUGCUAUUACCACAUUUUAUUUAUCCCUUUUUGGUGCAAAUACUUUCUCUCUCUGCAUGUACAUUAAAUGGCAAAGGGGAAAACAGGUGUCCCUGAAGUAGGCCUACAAUGCAUGUCGUUUCUUAUAGAGGUGAUCAACCUGUGACUGGACUCUGCCAGUUCAGACUUUAGGUGAUGGCCCACAAUUAUUGAAUGCUAUUCCAUAUAUCUACAUAUAAAUUUCCAUCACAUAGAAAAGUAGUUGUUUUCUGUAAAAACCUUCAUUCUAGUUAUCACUCUUUGUGUUAAGUGCUAAUCAAAUUAAUUAAUGCACAGUAGCAGGAAAUAGGAUCAAAAUGCAUAUAUAGUAUUAAACAUGUAAUAUAAUCAGAUGUAUAGAGGAAUAAGGUUGUUUUUUAAAAAAUGGAAGUAUUUAUACAUCAUAUAAAAAUACAAAUCAAGCAUUAAUACUUCAUUUUGAAGAAACACUUUAAGAACAAUUAAAGGAAACAUUGUACAACUUAGAAAUAGCACAAAGGCUUAGUUUGCCUAAAUUUCCCAGUAGGUCAUUUUUACAAAUGUAAAGUGCAUGCAAGUGUAUUUUUGCAGGUGUUGUUCAAGGUUAAUGGAAGGCAUUGUGGAGAUCACACAGUGUCCCCGGAAGUUUCACCUUCUAUUGAUCCCUGUGCCACCACUUUAUUUCUCGCUGCCAGCACCCAGGCCCUACCUGGUACAAUACUGAGUCCAGUCAGGGUUAAAUUGGAACACAAACUUCUGUUUAUUUAUUGCAGUUUAACAAGCGUGUGGUUUCAUAAACGGUAUUGGUCAAUUACAAUCAUAGGAUGUCUAUCCAGACCUAUAACUUCCGCUACCUGCCCUCACUGACUAAACCUCCUCUCAGAUAUUUACUUGUCUUCCUAGCUCCUAACUGUUCCUGACUCAGCUUAUUUCGCUACAUUAACUCAAUCUCCCCACAGACUCUAUCUCAAUUCACUCCCACUCCAACCAACUCCCAAUGAACUCCCCUCUUCUGCCCCUCCAAGAGCUGGUUUUAUAGACCCUCUGACUCCACCCCCCUGGGUUCUGAUUGGGUAACCUAUUUAACUAUUUCACCUCCAGCAGUCUCAUGCAUGACUCGCAAUUCAGCACUUAUCUUGCAAACGAAUACAUGUGCGUUAAAUGUGUGUUGGAUAUGCUUUAAAAGCAUGGUGUGUGCAUCUGCCCACAGAAACAAACCUCUCCAUCCAGCAAGCUGGAGACCAUGUCACAGUUCAAGGACACAUUGCAGCCAGGCAGAAGUACUCAAGGAGGGCUUGGGGUGGAGCAAGUGAGGAGUGUGGCCUGGGAAGGAGGACUUGGCCUGGGCUGGAUACUGAGGCCCAGAGGACCAAAUUCAGGCCCCCUUGCCACCUCAGGCCUGGUAGAGAGUACUGUAACUCUAAACACAUUAGACUCUGUGCCAGGAAAAACAACAGCAACAACAUAGUUGACCUACAUCAUAACAACAACAAUAAUUUUAUUGUUGCCCCAGCCAUUCUGGGCAGCUUCCAGCAAAGUAUAAAAACACAACAAAACAUUAAAAAAAACUUCCCUAUGCCGAGCUGCCUAUAUAUACUGUGAAAUAAAAAAACAAGUUACAGGUAGGUAGCCGUGUUGGUCUGCCAUAGUCGAAACAAAAUAAAAAAAUUCCUUCCAGUAGCACCUUAGAGACCAACUAAGUUUGUUAUCAGUAUUAACUUUUGUGUGCCUGCACACUUCUUCAGAUACACUGAAACAGAAGUCACCAGAAAAACAAAUUUUAAAAGACCCUGCUGCUAUUUAUGAUAGGAAAAUGCCAACAUUGUUGUCUUUGAUGUUUCAGGUUGCCAGUUCCAGCUGCACCUAACAACCAUUCUGUCCCUCCCUGCUGUUUGGUUCUGUCUCUGCCCACCACAGCCACUUCCAGAACCUCAUGGCAGUCUCUCUUCAUCGGGUGCAUUUCAGAAACUUGUAUCAAGCCUUUCUGCUCUCCCUGUCCUUCCGAUUCCCUUCCUGGAACUGUCAAAACCGCCCAUCUGGUUGCACUUGUUUUCCCCAUGCAAGCAGCCUUAUGAAAUACCAUACAGUGGUACCUUGGUUUUCAAACUUAAUCUGUUCCAGGAGUCCGUUCGACUCCUGAAAUGGUUUGAAAACUAAGGCACAGCCACCGAUUGGCUGCGGGAGCUUCCUGCUCUCAAUCGGAAGCCGCGUUGGGCGUUCGGCUUCUGAAAAACGUUUGCAAACUGGAACACUCACUUCUGGGUUGGUGGCAUUUGGGAGCCUAUUUGUUUUGGAGCCAAGCCGUUCGAGCACCAAGGUACCACUGUAUUUACUCGAAUGUAAUGAGCACUUUUUGGGGGCCAAAUUACAUUGCAGAAAUGAGGGUGCACAUUAGAUUUGAUGGCACAUUUACAUUCACCAGCAAAUCCUUUUUUGGUUUCAGGGUUUUGAAAAUGGAGGUGCACAUUUGAUGGCGUAUUACAUUCGAGUAAAUAGGGUAUAUCAAAAGUAACAAAAGCAUUAAACAAACAUCUUGCCAUGGAACAUGAAUAUACAUACUUUCUCUAGAGCACAGUAAACCUGUAUUACCACGGGAAAUUCUUCUGCACUUGGCUUCCGAGACUUAAUUUAAAAGCUGUGAGUACAAGUCACAAAUUUCUUCUGAGCUCGGUGUGCACUUGGCAGCAAUGGUUUUGGGGCGCAUGGUGCCAGGAGCUGGUGUUGCUAAAACUGCUGUCCGAUAUGGUGAGACACCAAGAUUACAACUUAAAACAUCUUUUUGGGCAGCAAGACCUUUGGCACUCCGCAGAGGGAUGGUGAAGCUGUGGCCUUCUAGAUGUUGAACUCCCAACACACAUCAUCCCCCAACAGCAUGGUCAAUGGCCAGGGAUGUUGGCAAUUGUAUUAUAAUGACCACCUGUCUUAAGACUAUAAAGUCUUCCUGUAUAGACCAUAUAGACUCAGACUUUUCCCAGUGAAGGAUAGUUUGUCCGGGCCCUGAGGCAGGUUGACUCUUGGAUAGAGUUUCUGAGCCCCACAUUGGGUGACAGAUUGUAGGGGGUUGGAAUAGAUGAUCCUCAGGGUCCCUGUCAACUCUAAAAUUCUAUUAUUCUAUGAAUCCCUUGUUCCUGACACCCUGGCUCCCCACUUAAGAGCUAUCCACGGCUCAGUCCUGAUACAUAUCAGUGUGGGGAAACUGUCAGUUUUGAGUUAACAAAAACAGUGGCUCAAAAAGUGAUCUAAACAAAACAUCAGUUCCUCCUUUACAUUAACAGAACAAAUACAUAUUUGGGAAAAAGAUAUGUUUUAUAAUGAAAAACAAACUGUUACAACUUAGAUCUGACACUUGGCAAAUUUUCCUUGACUUUCUUAUAGUGCAAUCAAUUCCCUGUGUUCUCCCAGCUCCUCACCAUCUUAUCAUGCUAUAGGUGGGGAACCUGUGGCCCUCCGGACGUUGCUCGUUUGCAGCUCCAACCAGCCCUUGACCAUUGGUCAUGUUGGCUGGGAAUGGUGGAAACUGGAGCGCAACAACAUCUGGAGGGCCAGAGAUUUCCCAGCCCUGCUGUACUAAGAAGCAACACAAUAACAGGAAGCAGCACAAGUCACAGAUCUUGUGCUAAUUACUCUGCAAUCAUCUCCACUAAAAAAAAUUAAUGAGAGCAAUAUUCCUCAAAUUUUCUGCACGUGUAAAGUUUUCCAGACUAGUGACUGAACUGGAAUGUCCCCCCCCCGAAUUGAAUCCCCCCCCAUUUCUCACAUGCUAUGAUAUAUGAAAACCAUUUUCCUGUUACCUCUGUUGGUUAAUUUUUUUCUCACUCUGUAUACACUUGGAUAUAAAGGCAGCCAAGUUUGUUCUCUUGAGCUGGAAGCUGACAGUUCAGAAAGCAGAAGGAUUCAUUCGGACAAAACCUUAAAGAUAAUAGAGCAUUAAAAUGCCUUUCUGAACUGUGUUGUUUUCUAGCUUUCUUUCAGGAUGUGGUAACUUGAAAUCUUACUACACAACUGUUACCUCACUGGUCAGGGAGGGGGUAGUAGCUCAGUGGCAGAACAUCUGCUUUGUAUGCAGGAGGUUCCAGGUUCGAUUCCUGCCAUCUCCAGGUAGGGCUGGGAGAGAUCCUGUCCAAAAUCUUUGAGAGUCAUGGCCAAGUCACCAUACAGAAUACUGAGCUCUAUGGACUCUAUGUCUGAUUCAAUAUAAGGCAGGCUUCCUGUGUUGGUACUUAACAAUAAACCAGGCUUUGAUUUUGAAUUGAUUUUGCUCUACUGUUUUUCUGUGCCACUUUUCAUUUAAAUGAAUCUCAAAGCAGCUUACAAACAAUAAAGAACAAUAACAUGAUAGAACAGAACAUUGCAGAUACAGCAUGGAUCAUAUAAAGUAAUUUAAAAAUCAUCAGUAAAACUUUUGCAAUCUAUGAAACACUAUUAACAAAACAGCAACUAAAACCAAACAAACAAAAAACCCAGCAACUAAAAAAAUAAGCUAAACACCACAAUUACAGCUAAAAUAUCUAACUCAUGAAGGUUUGUUGUGAAGGAGCAGUGUGCUGCUGCAACUGCUUUGUCACUUCUGGUAUGUUGUGGUUUGUUAGGGAGAAAGCAAAGAUGAUGCUUUGCGUUCUUCCGGUGAGUGAUGGCUCUCAUGAAAUACCGUAGUCGAAACACUAAACUUCCUCUGCAGGAAACUGCCUGAUCCUGAGUCAGACAAUUAGUCCUGCUAGCUCAGUACAGUGGUACCUUGGGUUAAGUACUUAAUUUGUUCCGUAGGUCUGUACUUAACCUGAAACGGUUCUUAACCUGAAGCACUACUUUAGCUAAUGGGGGCCUCCUGCUGUUGCCACGCCGCCGGAGCACGAUUUCUGUUCUCAGUUUCAGGUUAAGAACAGACCUCUGGAAUGAAUUAAGUACUUAACCCACUGUAAUUGAAAGCAUUUAUAGGCUGCUUAAUAUUUGAAAAUCUCUUUAAGUGUCCUAUAGCAUAAAUCAGUAAACAAUAUUAAGUAAAACAACAAUGCAACAGAAAAAGAGGAAUAUAAAGGAAUAUUAAAAAUAAAUAAAAGCAGGAAUGCUGAGAAUUCAAUAUAAACACCUAAAAUAAAACUAUAUGAGAGGCACCCUUUUCAGGCAUGAGAAAAUCCGAAGUCCUCUCUGGAACACAUAACAUGGACUGGAUUACCUUAACACUAAAGUUUCAUUAUCAGGAAAAUAAUUUAACAAAAAUUAUUUCUUACAAAAACCAUGGCCGGCACCUGUCAUUCAAAGAGCAUUCUGUCCUCUGUAUUGUAAGAUGGUACUUUCUGAAAGAAACGUUUGCAUCAUCCGAAAGCAAUGACAAUGUGCUUUUUGCUUCAGAACCUAUGGGUAGCAUUCAACACUAGUCCUGCUCAGAGUAUACCCAUGGGAAUUAAUUGACACGAUGACUAACUUAUAUUCAUUCAUUCCAGUGGUAGUAGACUUCAUUGAGUACAACCCAUUGUGGUUUUUCAGUUCAUUUGCAAAUUUAUGUCCUUCUAAUUGAUUAAUCAACUAACAUUCAUUUGCUGUGUAACAGCCCUAACCCCAGCACUGUUUUUCCUGUUACAUUUUGACAGUAUAGAUAUGUUAAAGGUAAACAUUUGAUAUUGGUCCCAGAGGCUCUGGGAAAUAUACCUAUGUCCUAAAAGAUCUCAGUCCUCUGCUGGAACAAGUUGGUCACUUGGAGCUAUCCAUGAGGCUCCAGCCUUAGCUCUUUCUCUGGGGGAACUGGCAUCAAACCAGAGCACAACAAAUUUUACCUCACAGCAACUGACGGUAUGUGGUAACAUGAGAAUUGCUCUGGGCUCAGUGGUAUCUCUGUUGGCACUGAUCUCAAGACAGACACUCGGUUCUUUUACUUGAUGCGGCACAGUAAUGUGCUGGCGAGACAAAGAGAUAGGUACUUAUCCCGAUUUAUGAAUGUGGUAGUAAGCAGUCUUAAUGUGGUUCCUUAACCCAUCAGUGAGCAGCCUUUGGCUCACAGGCCUAACUAGGCCCAGCAAGAGUCCUAAUUCGGCCCAUGAGGCCAUUUCCCCCAGUCCAUGUCCACCUUCCCCAGCCCUGACGUCAAUAUGGGAUGCUGGGUAGAGACAUGGCUUCAAAGGAGUGCACUCUUGAUUAUUCCUUGGCAAAUGGAGCUCCACCUCAGUGCCAUUCAGCUGAUCAGAGCAGACAGGGAGCCCCAUUGGGAUCGGUUGCCCCAUCAGGAACUCCCUAGUGCACCUAAGGGGUGCUGAGAGCCAUUACUCUGAGGGCUGGUUGCAAGCAAACAACAACAACAACUUAUUUAUACCCUGCCCAUCUGGCUGGGUUUCCCCAGCCACUCUGGGUGGCUUCCAACAAAAUAUAAAAAUGCAAUGGUCUUUCAGAUACAGUCAUACCUCGGGUUAAAUGUGCUUCAGGUUGAGCGUUUUCAGGUUACGCUCCGCAGCGACCCAGAAGUAAUGGAGCGCGUUACUUCCGGGAUUCGACGCUCGCGCAUGCGCAGACGCUCAAAAUGACGUCACACGCAUGCGUGGAAGCGGUGAAUCACGACCUGCAGACGCGGGUUGCGUUUGCUUCAGGAUACGAACGGGGCUCCGGAACGGAUCCUGUUUGCAUCCAGAAGUACCACUGUAUUAAAAGAGGGGGCUAGCUCUCAAGCUGCCUUUUCAAAGGACUGCAUGUGAUGACAUCAGGCAGCCGACAGGUGAGCAGCCUGGCCUACCCAUCAAAGUUGGCCCAUUGGGGUUGGGGGUGGGAAGGAUCCAGCCCACAUUAUUAUUAGUGUGGUAUACCUGAUCUCUGCUUGCACCAUCCACACUGAUCUGGGACUGGCUGGGUUUUUGCUCUGCUUUGUGAUUUGAGCUUUAGACUAUUGAGCCCAUUCUGUUCCUACCAGCUUCUCAGCUCUGUGAUUUUAAAAUGGCAUUGUGCAUAUGUGAGGUACUGCUUUUCUGAAUUAAAUAUGAGGGAAAUAGUAGGAAGAUGCAUACCCAGAGCAGCCAGUUGCUCUUGCAGAGAUGAAGGCAGGAUGACACAAUCACUCCUGAUACAGACAGAAGGAUUUAUCUGCCUUACUACAGGCUGUUUUGAAAGAGGCAGGCCCCAAAUUUCAUAAGAGCCUUUCAUAUAUUUUCCCCUUUGGCAAAACUACAGCCUGCGUUUCAGCGGUUGUCUUCAAAGUGGGUAUUUUAAUUUGCUUCUUAUAGCACACUAGUGAUCCUCUCUGGUUGGCAAAAGGUUUGGGGAAUGAACACUCUAAAAGCUUUCUCUGCCUUUUAGCCUUCAAAAAAACAAAGCCAAAGAUUAGUAUAUAUAAUCCUCAUUCCUCUGUGAAUUGUCUGGGAGGAAUUAAGUAGCUGUAGAUACAAUUAAAUAUUAACCUGCUAUGCAGACGACAGUGGAGUCAUUCUGAAAAUAUCCCUAAUACACACCGUACACAAACACACAUACUGAAGAGAAUGAUUUCUGCCUCCUUAGUUCCUACAGUAGUGCUAAAUAUUCCGGUAAAGAGGUUAUAUUUAGCACAGGCUCACUAAAAUAUGCAUCACUCUCUCACAUACGUGGGUUAGCUAAAGGUUUUCUUCCCCUUCCCCUUUUUUCAAAACUCAGGCUAUCUUAUUAAUUGUUUUCAGGCAAAAAAUGUACUUGUUUGCCUUCAAAAGGCUCCAGAGUUCUAAUGCUGGCAUAAUGAGGAUUAAAAUGUUGGGAUUCACCGAGUGUGUAUUUCCCAACUCUUUCCUUAUUAAUGCCCCGCCUUUCAGCUUUGAUAAAGGAGAUGAACUCUUCUUUAUUUAAUACUUGCUUUUGUGAGUUGGCUUAGAUGGAGAGAAUACUGUGGUGAGGUUGCAGUGGAAAAAUGAAAAGAGAGAGGAGGGGGAAAAAUAUGAAUGAAUGGUAGACAUUCUGCAAAUGUCCAGGACCAUUUCAUGGGAAUGAAUCAACAUGCUAUGUAGAAGCCUGAUAAAGUUUAUAGGUAAUAAUCUGCCUCCAUUAUAGAUGUUAGUUUCAUUGCAAAGUUUGGUAUAGCUGAACAGCAGAGGAUUCCCUGUUGGAAAAGCAGGAAAAGAGCAUUCUGGCUUGAGCAUCUAGUUGCUUCACGUAGAUGCUCAGCAAAGAGGUUCAGAGUCCCCUCCCUGCAUGUUUCAAACCCUAAUACCCUUAAUAGUAGUGUGUCCAUAUAUAUAUUGCAAUGGUGCCUUUUAACAAUCAGCUUUUUAAAAAUUGUUUUGUGUGGUCCAUCAAUAGGAUCCUUAUUACAGAUUUAAUGACCUGGCCUAUGCAUGGAUAUCCUUGGAUAACUGGACGUACAGCAGAGAUUUCAAAACUCCCUUUGAUAUCAGGUAUGAGAAUGGCAUAAGUUAUGAUACAAAGAUUUAGGCUGUACUCCUAAGCACACUUACCUGGGAGUUAGUCCCUGGAGCAGACUAGAAAUGGAUGUUGCUCAAAUCAUUUCUCAAUGAGGGUUUUGUAGGUCUAGGUCUGUCUGCAUGUUAGACUGGUCCCUUCUCAGUUUCUCUCCUUUUUCUAGUGUGAUCCUUUUCCUUGACACAUCCAGGGUUUAGCUGUAGGUUUGCCACACUUUAUACUAACCACAGGGUUCUCGUCAUUUGCAAAUUCACUUCAAAUCUAGGUUUCCAACUCGUGAUCUAGCUGGAAAUUUUGUUGAGCACAGUGGUACCUCGGGUUAAGAACUUAAUUCAUUCCGGAGGUCCGUUCUUAACCUGAAACUGUUCUUAACCUGAGGUACCACUUUAGCUAAUGGGGCCUCCUGCUGCCGCCGUGCCACUGGCGUGCGAUUUCUGUUCUCAUCCUGAGGUAAAGUUCUUAACCCGAGGUACUAUUUCUGGGUUAGCAGAGUCUGUAACCUGAAGCGUCUGUAACCUGAAACGCCUGUAACCCAAGGUACCACUGUAUCAAUCAUGGUUAACAAGUCAGCGCUGAAGGAAAGACAAGGGAAGGCUAGACGGAAUUUGUAGGAGUGAGGCAGGACAUGCAUGUUCCUAAUGAUGACUUUGGAUUUUUCAGCCGUGUUUCAUCUGCACCAGAUCAUUAAGGCAGUGGGUUCCCUAAUAUGUAUUCUGUUCUCUUUUUGUAGGACGUGGCAAAAAGUGAGUUUGGUUUUUGAUGGGGUGGAUACAGUAGCACAGAUUGUGGUCAAUAAUGUCACUGUUGGGAGGACCAACAACAUGUUCAACAGAUACGUGAGUAUUCUCCAAUUUAUAUAUUACGUGUUUGGGAAAAGUGAUUUGAUUUCUCCCAGUUUCAACUGUCUUUAAGCCUUGGCAGCAUCUAGGCAAUCCUGCAUAGUCACCUGAAAUCUGGUAGUACCUUUUUUCUUUUGUAAAAAGUAUGGGCUGUAUCUGGUGCUGCUGUUUCGUUUGUGCAAUGGGAUUUCCCUUUCCUCUUCUUCUCUCCCUUAUCCCAAGCCUUCUGUACAUCCUGAACAUCUGCCCCAGAGGGUUUGGGUGCCCUCCAAAGGAGAUUUUGGGGUUUCAUGGGAGGAAGGAGAAAUCCCAUUGUGCAAGUAAAAUUCCACUCACACAGCGUUCGGCUACGCUUGUUUCCCACUGUUGAAAUACCAAACUUUGCAGUGAAGCUGACAUUGCCUGUUACAAUAAUAAUUUAUUAUUUGUACUCCACCCAUCUGACUGGGUUGCCCCAGCCACUCUGGGUGCCUUCCAGCAUAUAUAUAUAUAUAUAUAUAUAUAUAUAUAUAUAUAUAUAUAUAUUAUAUAUAAUAUAAUAUAUAUAUUGGUAGCAGAGUGUUCUUUUCUAAGCUAAACAAUCAUUCCUCAUUCACAUUGUUCACGACUGAUCAUACUACCGUAUUUUUCGCUCUAUAACACGCACCCGACCAUAGCACGCACAUAGUUUUUAGAGGAGGAAAACAAGAAAAAAAAUAUCCACGAAACAGUGGAUGUAUGAUUUUUGUGGUUCAUGCUGUGGCCACAGACAUGUGAUCUGACAGUGAGUUUGGGGUAGCCCAAAAAAUACGGUACUUUGAGGACAUUCAGGACUAUAUUGUAGAAGUGCAAAGGCAGCAUAUGAAGAAAAGGAAUAGAGUUUAUACUUGGAAGCAUUUAAGGCUUUUGAUGAAGGCAGAACAUACAUGAGUACCGUAUUUUUUGCUCCAUAACACUCACUUUUUUCCUUCUAGAAAGUAAGGGGAAAUGUCUGUGCGUGUUAUGGAGCGAAUGCCUACGGAUGGCAGGGGGAUCUGCUGCAGUCGUGAGCAGAGGAUCCAUGGUUCCCCUUCCUUCCCUCGUCCGUGGCUUGCUUUGAAACAGCAAAGCGGAAGAAGAGCCGCUUAGUGGGGAGAAGAGAGGGACAGAGAGCCUGGUUACAAAGCACGGAUCCACAUGGAUCCUCAGGAUUUUUGCACUGGGUCACCCCAAAUUCACCAUCAGAUCACAUAGCAUGUCCAUGGCUACAGCUUGCACCAAAAAAAUCACGCACCCACUGUUGCCUGGGGCCGCAGUGGUGCAAAAACGUGGUUACAAAGCAUGGAUCCACAUGGAUCCUCAGGAUUUUUGCAUUGGGCUACCCCAAACUCACCGUCAGAUCACAUGUCUGUGGCCACAGCAUGAACCACAAAAAUCAUACAUCCACUGUUUCGUUUAGAAUAUUUUUUUUCUUGUUUUCCUCCUCUAAAAACUAUGUGCGUGUUAUGGUUGGGUGCAUGUUAUAGAGUGAAAAAUACGGGUACUUGACACAGAAAGAGCAUAGAUGAGUACAUGCGUCAUUAAAAAUGUACAUAAGUAAUCAAAAUGCAUAGCAAGACCUCCCUGCUCUCUUGAGUGCUGUCUGAUGAGGAUAACCAGGUUCACAGUGGCCAAACUUUGCUGAGACUUGGAGAGGAGCUCAUACCUGUUUUGCUCCUUCCUUGUCCUUUUAACAUAGUGCAACAGCUAAGCCAGAGUAGCAGAUUGUGGUUAAGGAGGAGUCGGAUGACAUGCUAAGCCAAACUUUGGCUUGGCUUAGCUUAGCUUCUGUGCCACAUUGUUCUAAAAGGACCAGGAAAGAGAAAAUUGGGUGCAAGGUCUUCUCUUGGAUACAGCAUGUUCGUGCAAGUCAUGGUAAGUUAUAGUUUGGCUUACAAGGUCAUAGUGUACAAAGCCAUUGCCUGUCAUUGCACAAUGCGCUGCUAAGUAAAACCAGGUCAACACAACUUGAGACCCAACAGCUUAAUGCAGCACAUCAGCCUUGUGUUGUAGCUUCCAGGCAACUGGUCUGUUAUUGCAGUUUCAGGUGGUACAUCAGUUUCCGAGCAAGCCUCCAUGCAUGGUUGGUGGGGCUGAGGUUGGCUUGGUGGUUGGCUGCAAGUUGUAAAUGUAUGGUUUAAGUAGGGUAAGGUUGGCUCUGAAUUAUCACUUCACUUGCUUUCUUUGUUCAGAGGACUACUCUAGUUGUGUGAGCAACUCCCCCUGACCUGCAGUCUCAGGGAUCUCCGCAGCUGUUGGAACUUCCACAGUCUCUGAAGUACAAUUUAGAGCUUUAAAGUUUUGCAGAAAUGACCAUAGCGGUGAAUCCUGAGGACUCACUUCAUAAAUUUAUUACAUUGCUCACUCAGGUAGACUGUUCCUGUAAGUGAAGAAAGCAAUGUUUGAGCCAGAGCCCAGGGUGACUGAAUCAAUGCUUCAAGGAUGCUGCGUUUCAGAUUCUUUAAUAUACAGAGUCUAUAAUGCAUCUUUCCCCCAUCUUUCCCUGCUUCAGAGCUUUGAUAUUACCGAUGUGAUCAAGGAGGUCAAUGCAAUUCAUGUUAAUUUUGUCUCGGCUGUUUGGUAUGCUGCAGAGCAGAGUAAAAAUCACCAAGCAUACAGGGUGCCUCCGGAAUGCCCUCCACCUGUACAGAAAGGACAAUGUCACGUUAACUUCAUCAGAAAGGUAAAUAGCUAUGUGCAUGAAAUGUCAAGAGUCCAGUUAGAAAUUAUGGUGAUAUAAUCAAGGGGAUCUUGAAACAUGGGCCUUGUUAGGUAAUUGGACCACCCCCUUAAAAAUAUAUAUAUUUCUCACUUACGGGGUGUGUGUAUGUAUAUUUCUGUGUGUAUACAAUCACAUUGCUGAGUAGAGGAAUCUUGUAAUAUUUUAAAAUGCAAUGUAAUGUAUUGAUACCAAUAUAAAACAGGAAGCAGCCUGAUUAAUUUUAUUGAGAAAUAUAUAUACAGUUGUACCUUGGAAGUUGAAUGGAAUCCAUUCCGGAAGUCCGUUUGACUUCCAAGACAUUUGGAAACUAAAGUGCUGCUUCUGAUUGGCUGCAGGAAGCUCCUGCAGCCAAUCGGAAUCUGCGGAAGCCCCGUCAGACGCUCGGGUUCCAAAGAACGUUUGCAAACCGGAACACUCACUUCUGGGUUUGCUGCACUCGGGAGCCAAAAAGUCUGAGUACCAAGGCGUUCGGGAUCCAAGGUAUGACUGUAUGUGUAAACUUUUAAAAGCUGUUUUUAUGCAAGAGUGGUAGCAAACAGACUAAUAGCUAGAGAACAAGUAAAUUGUUAUAAAUAGGUGAGACCCCACCCUUUGGAAACUUGUCCCAGGCAAUGCUCCUUGGAAUAGAUGUUUCUGAGCAAGAAGAAUCUAGGUGCAGGAGCAGCCAGCAUGGUUGCUGGAUGACAGAUGUCGCUGGUUGACAGGUUCCCUCAUCCCUGACCAUUGGCCAUGAUGACUGGGCUGAAGGGAGCAGGAAUCUAGUAACCCCUGGACCAUGCUGGACCCGGCACCAUGUUGGCAGCUUCACAGGAGAAGUUCCGGCUACAAUUGUUCCCUGUGGCUGCAUCCAUCCAGGGAAUUUAGCAAAGCGGGAGAGACCAGAGUUAGCUCUGAGAAGCGCCAGAAUAUGCUGGCAGGGUUAUGAGGCAUCUUAGCCAAGCAGCUUUCUGCGCGUUUGCUGUUUCUCAUGUGCUGAGCUACUUACAUUGUGCAGCUCUGACAGCUCUGGAAGCAUUAGCUAAUAAGAAGCCGCGUCUCAUUAAGCUGUUGUGAAGGGGAGCUGGGUCUGUUUGGACACAUCAGCAGAAAGCUUUUAAGCACCGCAAUAAUGGGAGCCAGGAAUUUAAUACAAAUUACUGUUGUGUUUUCCGCUCUGAGGUGAUUGGACAGAGCAAUCCUAUGCAUGUUUAAGUCCAGCCUUGUUCAGUAGCAAAUGUGUUUUAGGACCACAGCUUUUGCAUUAAAAAGGAACAUCUGCUAUUUUCACUGUGAUGUUAUUUAAGCUGUUACAGUUAAGAUAUAACAUCCCUUAUAUGGUAUCUUCUCUCUUGGCAAUGAUGAACCCUGUUAGGCAGGGGAAGGGAACAUUGUAAUUACAAAUAAGACAGAAAGAAACUUGGUUGCGAAUGUAACCUUACCAUAUAAAACAGGUGUGGGGAACCUGUGGUCUUCCAGUUGUUGCUGAACUACAACUCCCAUCAGCCCCAGCAAACAUGGCCCAUGGGAGUUGUAGUUCAGCAACAUCAGCAGGGGCAAAGGUUCCCCCCACAGUAUAAAUACUGCUAUUAAAUUAGAUCAGAGGUGGGCAACUGGCAGCCCUCGGCCUCAUCUCAUGAGGGUGGCGAAGGGGGGAAAACAGGAGAAGGGAUGUGGCAGAAUAAUUCAGCCCUCAACAACCACAAGAAAAGGUUGCCCACGCCCGAAUUGGAUCUUUAAGUAGGCUGCGAAAAAGGAGCUGUUUCUGUAACAACAGUUAGUUAAAACAUGGUGGGGGUCAUCGUUCUGCUCUAAUCUAGAAUGUUGUAUCUCUCUUGGGUUGGUUAGAAAUUGGUGCGGGGCUGAAAAACAACUUGCAACAGCUGUAGUCCUAUUUUUAGAGCAGAAGAUGCUGUGAGAGUGGCUUUGGCAUAGUGCUGGGCUGUGUACAUGUUUAUGACAAGAACUUUUUUUAAAAAAGAGCGUUGGAUCCUUGAAGGAAAUUCGCCGUCAUGCUGGAAUAUGGAUCGAGAUGUUUCCUCUGGGAGGUUUCUUUGUGGUCCCCUCCCCAUAUCAUACUUUUAUCAUAAGAACGUAAGAAGAGUCUGCUGAAGCAGGCUAGUGGCCCAUCUAGCCUCACAGUGGCCACCAGAUGCCCAAGGGAAGCCCACAAACGACACAGGAGGACAACAGCAACUACACGUCCCUUUUGCAAGGAACGUGGGUCAAUGCACAUGCAAGAGUGGCCAUAGCUCAGUGGUAGCAUCAGGACCCGUUUUGCCAUUAGGUAGAUUGAGAUGACUACCUCAGACAGCAGAUACCAGGGGGUGAGCAGCAGUGGUGGCAAGAUGUGGGAGAACAUAUGUGCCAUGUGGUCUCCUCUAGCACCCCUAGGAUAGCCUGUGGUCUUCGGAUGCAGUGCAGAAUGCUGCCAUGCUGCCAAUAUUAAAAUAAUAUUCCAGCGCUAUUCUGGUCAGCUUCUGUACAUAGAAUUGAAAGGGGGCAAAGCAACAUAGGAAGCUGCCUCAUCCCGAGUGAGUCCAUGGGUCCAUAUAGAUCAGUAUUGUCUGCAUGAACUGGCAGCGUCUCUCCAAGGUUUCAGACGGGGCAUAUCCCCAUCUGGAGAUGUUGGGGAUUGAACCUUUGCUGCUAUGCAAAGGAGAUGCUCUAUCACUUGGCUAUGGUUGUACCCCGGAGUAGGGGAGCAAAGUUGAAAAAGAAAGGAGGCUGCACUGUGUCAGUAUUUCAGCUGAGUGCUUUUGGGGAGGCAGUGUCCAAUAGCAUCCUGCUAUGACAUCAUUGGACCAAGUUGGGUGAGCCUUGCCCAUGAUACUGGCGCAUGAUGCAGUCCUGGCCUGUUCACUUGUGGGGUUGAGCUGUGAGCCUCGUAGAACCUUUUAUUGGCAUCGCAUACAACAUCCAAAACAAAUCAAUACAGAAUUACCACUUCCCCAGUGGCACAAAACAUCUGCUGAAAGGAAGGAGGCAGAGCAGUCUAUCGUCACAUCUCUUGGUCUCCAGGGAGAUCAGACGUCUGCAGUGUAUUUCAAUGACAAAAAAGAACUGUGAGCCGUGUUAUCUCCCUCCCAUUCACAAAUUACCACCUCUAUUUAUUUUACUUUUAUUUAAAAGAUAUUUUUAACUGCUCUUCACCAAAAAGAUUCCAGGGUGGUUACUGCCCUAUCAAUGAGAUUUCUGGGGGAGUCUGUGUUAGUGGUCCCCCAAAUGUAUGGCUUAUAUCCAUCAGAAGCUGGUGAGUGUCAGAGUAAAACUGGAGGACUUGCCCUUCAUGGGAAUCUGAUGGAUAUAGAUAUAUAUUAUUCUGGCAACUUUUUCUUAAUGGCACUUGAAAGCUCGCUUCACACAUUUUAUUUCUGAAAUUGUAAAGUCUGCACACGAUGACUUUAUCAUCUAAUUUCCCCAUGGAGAACAUGCCAGAAUCACCAUGUGCAGACUUAACAGUUAGUCUUUAAGGUGUCUUAAGUCUCUGGGUUGUAUUCAGCUACGUUUUACUCAGAGCAGAGCCAUUUAAAUUCAUGAACUUAAGUUACCCUGAAACCUGUAAAUUAGGUCUGAGAUUGCCCUUGUCUCAUCUUUAACAAUAGCCUGUUUGGACCUGAAGAAUGGCCGCCCAUCAGUGUUAGUGGUGAAGUAAACAGAUCUUUCCAUUUUGAGAGGGCUGUUUUCUAAGAAAUGAAUGUCGCUAGUGUUAAUAACCUAGAAAUAGGUGCAUUGCCUGGUUUACACUCCUUGUAACUUGAUACGUUGGCAGGCAAGCCGAUUCCCUGGGAUACGGAGAAGGAGCUAGGCGAGUGCAGUGGGGGUUGCCAAAAUUAGUAAGGCUCAGCUGCCAGUUAUUAGGAUUACAAAUUUAGAUCUGUAGGUCACUAUGCAAAACUUUAACAAGAUCUAUUGUAUGUACAUCUCCAGGGUGGGGAGUUCUGAGGUCAAGUCAAGACAUGUCUUCAAGCUGUGGUCAACAACUUGUUUUGCCCUAGACACCACCCUGGAAAUCUUAACAUGAACCAAAACUAACUUUCAUAGCUCAGUUGUAUGCUAUCCACAUAGCUUGCAUAUCAUUUUACUCAAAGCUGCUGGUGUAUGUGGGACUGACUCUGUGAUAACCUGAUGCAUUACCCAGCCAUACAGAAACUGCUUUCCAUGGCUUCAGCUCAUUCUGCCACAGUCAUCGUCAAUUUAUUUAUAUACUGCAUCUAUUUAUUUUAAUUUGUUGUUAUUAUUGUUAUUAUUCAUAUUCAUAUUAUUUUUAUGUGCUUACCACUUUUCCUCCAAGGAGCUCAAGAUAGCAUACAUGGGUCUUCUCCCCCUGACCAUUUUGUCCUCACAACGACCCUGUAAAGUAGGCCCGGCUGAGAGACAGUGACUGGCCAAAGGACACACAGUGAGCUUUGUGACAGUGAGGAUUUGAACCCAGCUCUCAAAAAAAUCUAAACACAGUAAUGAUGCAUAUACAAUACCGGUACAUAAAUUAAAAUAUAAUAUUGCUGCAACGUAAUGCUAAAAUCCCCACAAGUGUUCAUUUAACCAACAGAUCAAGGAAAAGUACCCAGUAACGUCAAGUCAAAAAAUAGCCCCAAAGCAGAUAGCAUCAGUAUUGAACAUUCUCCCCCUCCUAGUCUUUUACAUGCCAACCUAAAAGGCUGGAAAGUCUCCUUACAGUUCUUCCUCUGGGAGUAGCUCACCUGUGGAGUCUUCUAGGGUUGGAGGGUAGGGCAAGGCAAGUGGAAACAGCAAUUCCCCUGGUGGCAAACACAGCCUCUUUUCUCUUCUCGAAGUUGAGGAACUGCAGCCACAUGGGCGUGGGUCAAAGAUGUGGGACUUUUCUACCUGGCCGUUCUCCUAGCUUCCAGCAUGGUGUUGAUCCAGUGGUAUGAAACAGACCGUUUGCUGUUCUUAUGCAGUUUUGACAUCCGAGCAUUACUGCAAUGAUAUGGGAUGAGGCCAGGGAAUAGCAUCUAGGAGGAAUGAGUAGAACCUGCAACUGAACGUUGGAGCUCUCUGCUCAGGAUUGCAGCUACACCAUUUUACAAACACAUACAUUUUAGGAAUAUCUAGGCAGGGUCAGGUUGGGGGAAGCUGCUUUAGAAUCUUGUUUCCUCUGUAUAGAAAAGCAACCUUUCCGUGAAGCAACCUGCCUUUGUGUUUAAUUCCAGGAGCAGUGCUCAUUUAGCUGGGACUGGGGCCCCUCUUUCCCUACUCAGGGCAUUUGGAAGGAUGUCAGGAUUGAAGCAUAUAAUCUUUGCCGCCUGCUUUAUUUCUUGGUGACUCCUCAGUAUGGUAAGUCUUGUCGUCUUUUAACUGUAGAAUGAAUCAGAAAAAAAUUGAUCCUGGAGGCGAGAAUCCUUCCAUGUAAUAAACAAUGGCUGAAAGGUUUGCACUGGGUUCUCCCCCCCAAAAAAACAUACAAAAGCACAGAUCAAUAACACACUGGAGUAAUUUCAGCAUAUGACACAGGGGCAUCAUCUGUUCUUUCCUAGUCCAGAAAUCCUCUGCGAGACACAUUAUUCUUUCUCACUGCAUCACUCUCUUCCUUACAUCCCUACAAUUGCAUCUCUGUGCCAUGAAGGGCGUGAAUUUCCAGUCUCUAAUUAUUUAUUUUGAAGCUCUGUACCACUCUCUUCCUGAACACACCUGUCCUCCCAAUUUAUUUAUUUUUAAUUUAAAUACAUUCUAUCCUGCUGUUAACACGGGUCCUUUCCUAUCCAGGUGAUUGUGUCCACAUCCACUUAGGUUGAGAAAUACUGCUCUUUCAGGGCUCUUGGGCUGAGAUUUUUCCUGCUCAUUUCCAAUUAACACUUCUCCCUCUCACCUCUGUUACAUAGAAACGUGGCCACCAUCUCUGCACUUUGUCUCCAUCUUCUAUUCUUUGUGCACCUUCUCUCAUCUGGCUCCUCAUGUCUGGAACAGAUUCUUUUUUUCUUGUUUCUCAGAUCCUCUCCCCUAUCUUGAAGGGUCCCUUUUCCCAGGGGUCCAGUAGUUUGGUGAAGGCUUUUCUGAUCUGUGCUUGUAGCAAACUACAGAUAAGAUUGGCUAUCCUAUGGCAGUCUUUUGAAGCCGUAUCAGAAACAUUGGCCCUUAUAAAUGCAAGGGCUGCAUAGAACCAGGAAGUAGUAGUCUUUAGCUGUAGUAAUUGGUCUGAAGCAUUCUCUUGGACCCAUUGGAUUCCAGGAAUCAAAACUGGGCUUCCCUUGCUAAAACUGCCAAAGGGCCAAACCUUGGGGAUAGAGCACACGUUUUUGCAUGCAAAACACCUGGCAUCUCCAGAUAGGGCUGUUCGAAACCCUAGAGAGGUGUUGCCAGUCAGUGUGGACACUAACAAUCUGGAUGAGGAACCUGUCACCCUCUGGAUUUUCUGAAGAACAGCUCCCUUUGUUCCGCUUGGAGUCAGUUGUAACUAAGCAGCAUAUAAAGUAAAAAAUUCUGAUCAUUGGUCUUGCCAACUAAGGCUGAUAGUUGUUGUAGUCAACAGCAUUUGGAGGGCCAUCGUUCCUCCAUUCUGCAGCUAGAUGGACCUAACUCUGCGUAAGACUGCUUCUUAAGGUGAGUGGUGGUAGAGUCUUUGCUGUGGUGUGUCCUGAGUAGGUAUGAAUGAUUUCAGUUUCUUUGCUUCUUGUUUUCCCAAUCCCAAAUUCACUUCCCCACAUUCAUCAGAUUGCAAUUUUUUUAAAAAAAAGUCCUCCUGAAAAUGUAUCAGUAUUUUAGUUCAAGUUAAUCCAAAUAUACUUAUUUUUGUAUGUCAUUUACACGAACGUAGGCAUUUUUUCAAAGCAUAUUUCUUGCAAUGUUUAUAUUUUCCCUAACAUAAGGCAUUUGGGUAUGUUAUUUUCAUUAAUAUAGGCAUUUUACAUUGGUGUAUGCUGGAGAAUUACACUGCAAAAUUCAGAGAAGUGUGAAUUUUGAAGGAUGGCUUUGUUUUGGUUCUCAUGUUGUUUCGGAAUGCACAAAUCAAGGUUCACCUUUAAAUGUAUGCAGCCCUGAACAGGAUGUGGUCUAAGCACCCUCUUUUCUUAUUUCUUUCCUGCUGAAGGAAGGGCAAAUCAGAGACUUUUUGCUGCCUGCCCUUCUGCCCCCUUGUCCUUGACAUCUGUGACAUUCUGUCUGUCACUUUGUUUCUGAAAUGGAUGUUGCUAGGGCUGAAAGGGCUCUCCCUAUCAUUGGAUUUCUUCCAGUGUUGAGAUUUAAGGGUUUGGGGCAAAAGCAGCUGCAUGACGAUGGCUGUAACUUGAGAGGAGUUCCUAUCGUGUGCUUGUCCUGAACUGAAGCCACCUAACCGCUUCCUGUUGCUGGUAAUCACUUGUUUGUCGUCCAGCUUGCACUGGGGUUGACUGGCUCAAAGGGACAAGUCGCUUUUCAUAAUGGACAUUGUCCCAACACGUCACACACAAUCAAUUCAGAAAGUUGAUGGGGUGUUCCGUAGCUUUAAGAGAGCUAGGUAUGAACUUGGAAGUUCCUCAUUCAAAGUUAAUCUCAGUCCAAACUCACUGUGUGGACUUUCAGAAGCUAAUGUAUCUGAAUAGGAACAUGGGAAGCUGUCUUACUGUUGUAUUAUUGUCUAUACCUUAAAUUUGGGGGGCAAAUGUGGCCCUCUAGAUCUCUCUCUCGGGCCCUCAGGCCACCUCCCUCUCUAGUCCCACCCCACCCCCCAUCAUCCCAGCUCCAUACACUUCUUGAGUUCCUUUGCCUGACAGGAAUGUCUCCUUGAACUAAGGUUUCUUGUUUCCUGGAUGGAGUGUCAUUUAGGGUUUUUUUUGGGGGGGUAGGUGGGCAUUGUUGCAGUUUUGCUGCUAAAUCAUACAAUCCAAAAUAAAGAUAUAAAAAACAAGACAAAACUAGUCACAAACAAUAAACAAAACAUCACAAAGUACACAACCAGAUUGAAAAACCGUCACCGUUUUUUUAUACGAUGAAAGUUUUUCAAUCUGGUUGUGUACUCUGUGACGUUUUCUUUAUUGUUUCUGACUAGUUUUGCCUUGUUUGUCGUUAUGCAAUUUUUCAUAUGUUGUAAGCUGCCUUGCACACGGUUUGAACUUUUGGAAAGGCGGUGUACACAUAAAUGAUUGGUUGAUACAUAUAUGGCAACUUUUGCAUGCCAAGAAACAAACGUUUACGACCAAAUUACAGCCCCUUGCUGGCCCGCCAUUUUUUAUGUGGAGUUUUAAUAAUGAAAACAUUACAGAGCGGAUGUGCUGGAAGUUCCAAAGCACUCAUAGGGAAUCAUAGAAUCAUAGAGUUGGAAGAGACCACAAGGGCCAUCGAGUCCAACCCCUGCCAAGCAGGAAACACCAUCAGAGCACUCCUGACAUAUGGUUGUCAAGCCUCUGCUUAAAGACCUCCAAAGAAGGAGACUCCACCACACUCCUUGACAGCAAAUUCCACUGUCGAACAGCUCUUACUGUCAGGAAGUUCUUCCUAAUGUUUAGGUGGAAUCUUCUUUCUUGUAGUUUGGAUCCAUUGCUCCGUGUCCGCUUCUCUGGAGCAGCAGCAAACAACCUUUCUCCCUCCUCUAUGUGACAUCCUUUUAUAUAUUUGAACAUGGCUAUCAUAUCACCCCUUAACCUCCUCUUCUCCAGGCUAAACAUUCCCAGCUCCCUUAGCCAUUCCUCAUAAGGCAUCGUUUCCAGGCCUUUGACCAUUUUGGUUGCCCUCCUCUGGACACGUUCCAGUUUGUCAGUGUCUUUCUUGAACUGUGGUGCCCAGAACUGGACACAGUACUCCAGGUGAGGUCUGACCAGAGCAGAAUACAGUGGCACUAUUACUUCCCUUGAUCUAGAUGCUAUACUCCUAUUGAUGCAGCCCAGAAUUGCAUUGGCUUUUUUAGCUGCUGCGUCACACUGUUGGCUCAUGUCAAGUUUGUGGUCAGCCAAGACUCCUAGAUCCUUUUCACAUGUACUGCUCUCAAGCCAGGUGUCACCAGGAAAUGCCAGGAAAUGUAACAGUGUAUUGCAGCCUCCAUAAGUGCUCCUAAGUCCCAGUAACUUUAAUUGGGAAAGUAAAGCUCUUGCUCUCCCAUUGAAGUCAACUGGACCUAAAUGUUCUAAACUUGGUGUGGAGUGUGCCCUUGUUAUUACUAAACCAGCCACUUUGCCUCUGGAUGAUACUGGGAAGAAGGGAGUCUUUGAAGCUUCUGGAAAUGGCUCCAGCCCUUUGCAGAAAUCAACACAGCUGGAAUUUCCAUGGAAUGCCAAGACAGCAUCAGGAGUUGCUUAGUAUGUAGCCUUCCAGCUCCACCUGUUGAGAACCAGGUAUGCAGCCAGAUACAGUUUCCCUUCAGUCAGCCGGGGGUGUUUUUUUGGAUCUCAGCCUCGAGGCUGUGCUUAUCCAGAAGGAAAAAAAAUCAAACUUGGAAUAAUGAACCUAUUAAUCUUUAAAUCUGUCAUGUGAAUGCCAUUUAAAGUGGUUCAGAGUUUUUAUUUAUUUACCCAGGUGGUCUAAUACGUCUUUUAGUUGUGUCCGACUCUUUGUGACCCCAUGGACCAGAGCACACCAGGCACUCCUGUCUUUCACUGCUUCCCGCAGUUUGGUCAAACUCAUGCUGGUAGCUUCGAGAACACUGUCCAACCAUCUCGUCCUCUGUUGUCCCCUUCCCCUUGUGCCCUCAAUCUUUCCCAUCAUCAGGGUCUUUUCCAGGGAGUCUUCUCUUCUCAUGAGGUGGCCAAAGUAUCGGAGCCUCAGCUUCAUGAUCUGUCCUUCCAGUGAGCACUCAGGGCUAAUUUCCUUAAGAAUGGAUACGUUUGAUCUUCUUGCAGUCCAUGGGACUCUCAAGAGUCUCCUCCAGCACCAUAAUUCAAAAGCAUCCAUUCUUUGGCGAUCAGCCUUCUUUAUGGUCCAGCUCUCACUUCCAUACAUCACUACUGUCCAUACAUCACAUUUUGCAUAAUUAGUACCCAAUGGAAUGAUUCCUACAGCUUGGUGAUAUUUCCUUUAAGAAGAAAAUAUGAUCAAGCCGUAUGUGAAGCCUCCUUCAGGUAUUCUCCUUCAUGUGAUUUAACAAUCGCGGGUGGAGGGAAAGCAGGACCAUGAGGACUAGUCUCAUUCCCACAACUCCCUCCCCAUUUGCUCUCCAUCCAUUGGAGAAAUGCUGCAGUGGGGAAGCUUACUGAAUACACAUAAAUUUCCCCUGCCAUUUGGAACUGGAACACGGAUUAUUCUGGGUCACAGGAAUAACAGAUAUGUGUUUGGCAGGUUCCUUCUUUGCAGACUUGCCUCUUGACAUGUGUGAAGGUCAGUAGGCACAGCCCUACCCCACAAUUGCUAAUUGCAUUAAGGGGAAUGCUUGAAGGGGUCUUUGCACUUCCCUGACCAUUAUUUCCCAGCUCUCUCAAUUUAAAGCAUAGCAGAGUCUUUCCCAACCUGGUACCCUCCAGAUGGGGUUGGACUACUAACUCCCACCAUCCCUGACCAUUUGUCAUUGGAUUCUGACUCCCAUCAGCCCCGGCCAGUUUGGCCCAAUGGUCAGGGGUGAUGAGUGUUGCAGCCCUGUAGCACAACACAAAGGCCCUAAUGUAUGGGGAGUUGCGAGGAGGGCUAAGAAGCUGGAGCAGCAACCUUGGCUUGGCAAGCAGUGAGAAAAGUUAACGGUGACCUUCCCUGGGAGGUCUAUACAUUCCCCACUAGGAUUCCCUUAGGAAACUCAGGUCUCAGUGGUAGAAUGAAUUUCAGCCUAUAGGAGGGGAAGGAUUCCUAUUUUGAAUACUACUCCUGAUAACGAAAAGCAGAACCCUGCACACAGAAAACUAGCAGAUCAGGGAGAAGCCCAGCUGUUCUGGUUUUAUCUUUGCAAGAUUUUUAACAUAAAGGUAAAGGUAAAGGAACCCCUGACCGUUAGGUCCUGUCACGGACAACUCUGGGGUUGCAGUGCUCAUCUUGCUUUACUGGCCGAGGGACCUGGCAUACAGUUUCUGGGUCAUGUGGCCAACGUGACUAAGCCGCUUCUGGCGAACCAGAGCAGCGCACGGAAACGCCGUUUACCUUCCCGCCGGAGUGGUACCUAUUUAUCUACUUGCACUUUGAUGUGCUUUUGAACUGCUAGGUUGGCAGGAGCAGGGACUGAGCAACGGGAGCUCACCCAAAUAGGUGUUUCUGUACCUGCAGCAUGAAGUGGUCCACCAUCCCAUCUAUUGCCUCAAUCUACUGCAUGUUAAGACAAGGCAUCUAAAUUUUACUCAAGAGUAGACCUGCUGAAAUUAAUUUCUCUAACUUAGCCGUAUUCCUUAAUUUCCUUGGGUGAGUUGAAUGUGGGAACCAUUUCUGGGACAUGAUCUGUGGCUUCGAAUGUAAGACAAACUCAAGGAGACAUAGAUGUCUUUGUUGCAUUUGCUGUGGGGAAAGAGGGACUGUAUUUCUGCUGCUGUAUUUCUUAUACCAGUUCAGCCAUUCAGGCAACAAAAAGGGCAUCUAGCUUCCUGCAUUUACUCCAGAAGCAGCUUAGUCAUGCUAGCCUCAUGACCCGGAAGCUGUACGCCAGCUCCCUCGGCCAAUAAAGCAAGAUGAGCGCCGCAACCCCAGAGUCGGUCACGACUGGACCUAAUGGUCAGGGGUCCCUUUCUCUUUACCUUUUAGGAAGGUUGAAGGAGCACUUUCUAGGAAUACUCUGAGUGAGUCAUGAUUCUUUGAGCUGGCAAAUGCUCUGUGAUCCUGGAGGAGACCUCCUCUUACCAGGCAGGCUGAUGUGGCGAGCACACUUGAGUGGCCAAAGAGAAACAACUGUAGACUCCACCAAAUCCAGACACAAUGGGUUCAAUUCAUUCCCCAGGUCUCAAUUCCACUCGCUUUGUAGGCCUACAGCAGAGAAGAAUUCCAUGCAUUUUCUCUGAAUGAAGCAUUUGUUCAGCAUGCAGAAAUGGUUAUUCUAUCCAGAAAUUGUGAUCUUUCCCCAAAACAGCUGUGUUCGAAUGUAGAUCGAAUAAAAGCAAAAUGUAACAGAUGGGGAAAGCCCUUGGUAAAUGACCGUGACACUCUUGUUUCUCCAGAGUCCUUGUUGUUACGAAAUGGCUAUCUUACUUUCUUGCAGCUGGUGGGAAAAUAAGUAUCCCCAACCUGUUUUACCAGGGUUAACUUUGUGUCUGUGGUGCUAUAUAAGCGGAACUUCAAAAAACAAACAAACCUUAUUCUCUAUAUACAUUAAACUACCACCACUGUAGAAUUUUGUGUUUGAACAUCUUGAUGUGUGUUUACAGACGUUCUAGACUUGAGGCCACCUGUGAAAGUAUGGCUAGUUUUGUGCAGCAGUUUUUGAAGAGUGAGGCAGGCCUCUUUACUGAGUUAAAGCCAGUUGCUAGAGGAGCUGGAGUACCUGCCUGACCACUCCCUCUGUGUAAAUGUUGGCUAGCAGGUAGGAAGGCUACCACACCUCAUCAUCACGUUUUCUGUUCUGUUGCUUCAUUAAGAGAGGUCCUGUGCCCAGCCUGGUGACAUUUUCAAGCCCUGAAACAAAAAGUCCAAAUUAUGCCAUUCCCCAAUGUGUGUGUGUAUAAUCUCCUAAAAAAGAUUUAGGAGAGUUGUGAAACUGGUGCCUUCAUUAACUUAUGAAUUUGCAGCCUACCUAGUAUUGCUCCAGCAACACUGGCCUAGUCACUUCACAUUGUCUGUGAUGGAUGGGUGGGUGGGUGCGUGGGUGUUGGACCAAUUCAACUUUGUGUUCGUAUAGAAAACAGGGUCAGAAAAGUAGCACCCCUACAGAUGUUCCUGGGCUCUUGAGUCCAAUCAACCCCAGUUGACAUGGUCAGGGAUGAUGGGAUUUGUGGUCCAGCAACCUCUGGUGGGUGACAGCAUCCACAUCCUUUAGCUAGAGCAGGCUUCCUCAACCUUGGCCCUCCAGAUGUUUUUGGCCUACAACUCCCAUGAUCCCUAGCUAGCAGGACCAGUGGUCAGGGAUGAUGGGAUUUGUAGUCUCAAAACAUCUGGAGGGCCGGGAUUGAGGAAGCCUGACCUAGAGUGACCUCUCCAUAGAUUGAUUUGAUCUUGUGCAAUGUGGUUUGGGACUGGAGGUGAUUCCAGAUAUUUUACUUGUGCCUGAGGUGGGGUGGGGUUCCUUUUUCUUCUUUGUUCAGUGGUGGCUGAUUAGGGAUCCCACCUGGAGAUAUGAGGGCUCAGCAUCUGGCCACGAACACCGGUUUCUGAUGUUGGCCCAGCUCAGACCCUUCCUUAGUUUUGUUGUCCGCAUCUUCAAGCAACAUUCACAAUGACGAUAAUACUUUUUAUGUUCAAGCUGUCGAGAACAAUUCCUGGUUUGCACAGGUCCAAACCAGACAAGGGUGACUGCAUUUAACAUGUCUAGUGUUUUUCUGCUAAAGAACAGCUGUAAGUGGUGUGCGAUUGGGACUGAAACCAUGACAUGCAAGACCCAAUGAAAAUAGCCUCCUCCUCCAAGCUCCUGUUCACUCUCUUCUUGGUCUUAGCAGCAGCUUGGAGAAAGAUCUCGCCGAAUUCAUGGUAUUCACUCUCUUCUCUGUGCAUCAAGGACCUAAUCCCUCUUCUGGCUGUUACUUAGAAGAAGAAAAAAGCUAGACAUUGAAUAUCAUGCCUAGUUUGUUCUAUAAUCACCAUCCCUUUGAGAAAUCUGAACCAUCUUCAAAAUACAGCUGGCAUAGGAAAAUGUUAGUAUGAGCCGGCUACCACAUGGGUUCAUCUGUAGGAGCUUCUGUGGUAGUAGCAGUUGAGUAAAUUUCCGUGACUAGCUUCUGGUUGCAUAUAACAUCCAACUGGCUGGUGUCCUUCAGAUGCUGGAAUCCAACACCCAUCAGCUCCAGCUAGCUUGACCAAUGGUCAGAGAUGAUGCAGGUUGUAAUCCAGAUGCAUCUAGACCUGUGGUUCCCAAAAUUGGGUCUCCAGCUGUUUUUGGACUACAGCUCCCAUCAUUCCUGAUCACUGGUGCUGCAAGCUAGGGAUGAUGGGAGUUGUAGUCCAAAAAUAGCUGGAGGCCCAAGUUUGGGGAACACUGAUCUAGAGAGACACAGGUUCACCACCCCUGAUCUACUAAAUUUAUGUCUUGACCUUCCUUCAGGGAGCUCUGGGUGGGAUGCAUAUCACCCUCUUUAUAUCCUCAUGAAAACAACCCCGUGUGAUGUGGAUAGCAAGAUGUGUCUUCCCUUUGGCUCCCUGUUGGUGUCACACUGUUGUCUGGGGAUUUGAACCCAGAUCUCCCUAAGUGUGAAGACAGACAUAACCUCCUAGAUCACAGGUGACUAACGGUAUGUGUCCAAUCUGUCUGCUCUCAACAACCUUCUUUGUUUUUGUUUCGUUCAGUGCAAAACACUCAGCAGUGGAGUCUCAAAAUAGAGCUAGAUUUUGAUGUCAUCAGCUCAAAGCCAGUUGCUGCUCUCGCGACUGUGAGCAUUCCUGAGCUGCAGACGCAGCAGACAUUCACAGUGGAGCUUCGUCCUGGUGAAGGCAGCACCGUGCUGCUCGUAAACAUAAGUAAGGUGAGGGCCAGUCCUGCUGAAUGCAAAACUUUUUCCUCCGGUGUGAAAAUCAAUGCUGUGUAUGGGUCUGCACCAAUAAGGCCAUAGAUGUUACUCAACCACAAAAAAAGUCCUGCUGUUUUGCACACCCAUAUAUGGGAAGUCUGUGGGCACAAUUCACGCAAGGGAAUAUACUGUGGUUUUCAGUGGGAGAAUUAAGCCAGUGCAACCUUUUAUUAAUCACUGGACUUGCUCUGAAUUGAAAGGAGGACUUCAAACGUCGUUCUUUCUGCAGCUGCCUCUACACAUGGCUUCAGAGCUGGCUACAGGUGAUGAGUAAAAAAACCCCCAACCGAAACAAAAGCUUGUGAUUAUUGCUAAUUUCUAAAUAAUAAUUUUGAAGGCACAAAUGCAAGAGUAAGAGGAGAAGCCGGUUAACUCAAUAAGCUGGGAGAACCUAUGCCCCUGCUCCCGAUAUUUUAUCCUUGCCCAUUGGCUGAUGGGAGUUGGAGUCCAAUGAGGGCCACAGGUUCCUUACACCUUCACAAAGCCAUGAGCCUUGAACCCUGAUCUCCCACCCAAAAACUCAGAACCGCUUGCCCAUGGUUAUUGGAUGGGCUGUAGCGUCCUAGUAACACCGUGUGUAUUUUUCAGCUUGCCUGCCCCACGGCAGAUUAUCUUUCCUGACCCCAUGAUCUUGCAUUCUGAUUAGAAAGCAAUCAAGAGUUGUGUGUGUGUUUAUGGACUGAAGGCAGCCUUGAGUCCCUAAUUUAUGUUGCUGGAUUGCGUUCUGUGUAUUAAAACAAUAGGAAAUGUACCAUUGAAGCUGCAAAAGUCAUCUCUGGGCAGUGUUUCAAAGCUGGAGCUGUGAGAGCUGACUGCAGCCUUCUUAAAAAUGUGUAAUUCCCACCCCACCCCCCACCAAAAUUGAGUGCACAUAGUGUUUUCCAGCUAAGAAAUAGCAAAUGGGUGAGUGGGGAUAUGACAUCACUACUAGCCAAUGAAUACCCUCCCGCAGUGCCUUUGCUUCUAAAGCUAUUCUGCAUUUCACAGACCACGGUGGAAGAUGCAUAUUAAUAAUGCUUCGUUCCCUGCGCUAGGAAUUCAUGGGCAUUUUGCAUGCUGCCGUUGGAAGUAAUUCCAGAGAAUGAAAGGUGGAACAUUAGGGGCUCAGCUAUGUAAUCAUGCCUUGGUAACAGGCAUGACAAAUCAUAUUGUUAAAUUGUUUCCUCUGUACUUGCUUUCUCUUUGUGAAAUGCUCACUUGAUGCAUUAACGUGUCCAACACUGAUCCAUCUGUUUUGAUGUUUGCGCACCCUUAUUACCUUUUAGACAUUUUGCUGGACCCAGUAAUUGACAAAAAUUGUGCACCAGCAUUUGUUUUACGCGAACAGUGAGCUAUCGCUGCUGUCUACAAAUAAGCAGCUUAUUUUAUGUAGAAAUGGAGCAUCACAAAGACAACCAAAUUGUGAAAACUCAACAGUCAUUUUUAUAGAGUCGUGUAGUAUGCUAAUAAAACAGGGUGGGGCUGAUUCCCUUGUGAAAGGUUCAGAUACAGUAUAUUGCUUCUGGAUGCACUGAGGAGGAUCUCCUGGGAACAUCUGUUCAAGCCCCAUUGAAAAUGACCCACUGGAAUGAAUGGGAGCUUUGCAAGUAAAUACCUUUUGCGCAGCAUGCCUGGAACAGUGACCUACAGAACAAAGUGCAAUUUUCAUGCUAAAAAUGCUCUGUAAAUGAUUGCUGACAGAAGUGGGAACCAACAAUAAUGUGUUGCAGUGUAUCUUCAGCCUCACAUAGAAAUGCUCCUGUUCCAUGCUCCAUGCUCCCUACAUUGUUUGGGGCUUGAAGAGCACACAUCUCCCCCCAGCCUAGAACUCUUUCUCUAACAUGCUAAAGGGCUCAAGGUCAGAGCUAGCUGCUUGCCUUGAAUCUGAGCAUUGAAUUGCUUUACAUGGCUUGGGUGGGUGCUGGGAAGAAUAAUGUAAGGAGAACAUCUUUUAUAACUCCAUUGUGCAGACUACUAUGCAUUGGACAGAGCCCCCUCUCUGGACACUGGUAUCAUUGCAGCUUACCUGGAGAAGGCUGGGGUGGUGUAGGUUGGCAGCAAGGGCAGGGCUGUGGGUGCGAAUUUCUGUCUGCUCCAGAUAAGCUCUUGCCUCCCAUUAAUGGCUCUUGGCUUGCUAUUUGAAGAAAACUUACUUCAGCGCUUUGUGCUAUCAACAUAAUCUUUUCUGGACUCUUUAAAUUUUAAUUUCAUUUGCUUCUUUUCUUUUCUUUUCUUUUCUUUUCUUUUCUUUUAAAAAGGCUGCAGCACUGGAGACUUGGUGGCCAAGAGGACAUGGGAACCAGACUGGGUACAACAUGACAACUACAUUCAUUGCAGAGGGAGGUUGCAAGAUUGAGAAGCAUUCUAAGGUAUGUCAAGUCUGGAACACAGGAAGCUCGCUUAUGCUGAGUCUGACCAUUGGUCUGUGUAGCACACUAGACACGACUGGCAGCAGCUCUACGGACGCUCCAAGUGGCCACCAAGGCACAUUCCUAGCACCCACUGGGGUGGAAACUCUCUAGGUCAGGGGUAGGCAACCUAAGGUCCGUGGAACGGAUGCGGCCCAGUCGCCUUCUAAAUCUGACCUGAGGAUGGUCUGGGAAUCAAUGUGUUUUUACAUGAGUAGAAUGUGUGCUUCUAUUUAAAAUUCACCUCUGGGUUAUUUGUGGGGCAUAGGAAUUUGUUCAUUCCCCCCCCCCCGGCAAAAAAAAAAUAUAGUCCAGCCCACCACAUGGUCUGAGGGAUGGUGGACCAGCUCAUGGCUGAGAAAGGUUGCUGACCCCUGCUCUGGGUGAUCAGGCCAGUUAAUGUGAUAAGCAAACACUACAGCCCUCACAUGGAGCUCCUCCACCUGGAAGUGGUUUUCAGCAGUCUUGAAGGCUGUAAUGCUUGUAUUAGGUCUGAAACAGGCCCUUCCAGACAUCCAGAGGAUCCCAGGUUAAAAAAAGAGGGAGUAAAAGAACUAUGAGGGUAAUCUGACAUGGCAAUAAUUUUGUUUGUUUUGCUGUGUUACCAUGCAUCCAUAAAAUAUUUUUUUAAAAGAAGAGAGCAGGAGAAUCCAGGGCUGCUUCCAGCUUUUGAGCCCACUAGCCAUAAUAAAAAAAAUGAUGACACAUGGAAACAAAACAAGACAUUAAAAAAAGCGUGGGACUUAAUGUUAGUAUUUUUUUCUUUUCUAGCAUUUUUCCCCCUGUGCAAAUGCUCUGGUUAUUAAGGAAAAGAAUCUAUCUUUUGUGCAAUAUUGCGGACUGUUUAAGAUGAUGCAAUCUGUUACUAAAUAUCACCUCUCAUUUGCUUAAAUUUGCAGCUCUAAGCUGCUAGCCAUGAUGGCUGUGCUCUGACCUCUCAGUUGGAGGCAGUAGUGCUUCUGAAUAGCAGUUGCUGGAAAUCACAAGAGGGGUCCUGCUUGUGGGUUUCCUGCAGGCAUCUUGUUGGGCCACUGUGAGAACAGGACACCUGAUUAGUUGGGCUAUUGGCGUGAUUGAGCAGGCUCUUUGUAUGUUCUUAAGAGUGUGUCACAUAAAAGCAGGUUGUGCAUAAAAGCAGGUUGCAAAAUGUAUGAAAUGCCAAAAAACGCACCCAUAAGUGUCUAAAUCUGAGGCCCCCUUUGAGCUUGAGGCUCAGGUCAAACAGCCCUCCUGCCCACCCCAGUCUGAUUAGCCCUGAUCUUAAAUUAUCAGAAGAUGGCACAAACUAUUCUACUGGUUAGCUGUCCUCUCUGUGUAGCACCUGCGCUGCCAGUCAGACUUGAAGACAAAUUAACAACAACUUCAAAAUUCAAGAGGAAAACCUUUACGGCUGGGUUUUCCAAAUUUUCAAGCUCGUGUCAUUUCUGGACUCUUAGCAGCUGGUAUCUGCAAUACGGAUCUGCAAACAGAAAUGCAGUGAUUUUGAUAUGAAAUUGUGCAGUGGAAAUUCUCAUCAGGGUUUAGCUGUGAUGCACUGAAACUUUAGACUUAGGAAAUUUGAGACUCCUCUUGUCAACUUUAGUAUUCUUUAACAAUAAUAGUUUUCUGACUUAAAGCACCCAUUUAGUAAUUUUGCAGAACACAGGAGUCCUUUUGGUGCAUGGGAAUGGCAAGUGACAGGAUAACUUAAAUCUCUAUUCAUGAGCGUAGUUCAUCUCUGGUAGUGGAGAGAAUUAAUAAGUAUAUUAUUUCAUUUAGGGAGGAAAGUGGAACAGUCUGUUGUAUUUGACUCUUGUUUUUUGCUUUAGUUCCAGGAAAUGCUGUGCUCUCCUUACUGUAGGCAUAGUUGAUAAGAUACACAUUUUUUUUCACUAUACAACGAAGCUGGUGGUUAAUGAUUUCCUGAACAAUGCACUUUCUUUGUCCUGGAGUUAAAAGGGAAAAAAAACAGUUCCCAUCUGCUGUUAAAAAUAGCAACUUUGUGUAUUAGUUGUAUCUCCCUUCCAAGUGCCAAAGACCUCUGAAUGCAGUUGUUGUUUAAAAAACAGAAAGGACUAUAAAAUGUGUUUUUUUCUAUUUGGGGAAUAAUAUAUGUCCAAAUAAAAUAAAAGUAUUUUCAUCGAUUGGAAACCUAUCUGAACAGAUCAGUAUUUAACUAUAUGGAAAGCACUACUUAUUGUUUCCUUUUAAAAAAAGUACGGAUCAUUUUAUGAAUCCUUUUCCUUUUGAAAUAAAACACAUUUCAAUUGAACAAAAAGUUUUUACCUUGGGAUUCUAGGAAAUUUUUAGCAACUCCUGAAAGAGACUGCUUGGCUUCAUGCCCAAAGACCUUGUGCUGAUAAGAAAAGCGAAUGACUUAAAAAGAGGGGAAGUUGUAAGUUUGAAAGGAAACUCAGCAGGAAAACUGGAGUAUUCCCGUUUAGGAUCAUAAUCUGUGUGUUGCUGGACCAGACCAAAGGCCUAUCUAGUUCCACCAUCCUUUUUCCCAUAUUGGCCAACAAGAUGCCCAUGGGAAGCCCACAGGACAUGAUGAGAAUAGCCCUCUCUGGUCAUCGUUCCCCAGUGACUGGUAUUCAGAUAGACUGCCUUUGAAACUGGAGUUGCUAUUAUACUCAUCUUGACUAGUAGCCAUUCAUUUAUCUAAUUUAUCUAAUCACCUUUUAAAGUGAUCCAUGUUGGUGACUAUCUUAUGGUAGCAAAUUCUGUAGAAGAAGAGGAGUUUGGAUUUGACAUCCCGCUUUAUCACUACCUGAAGGAGUCUCAAAGCGGCUAACAUUCUCCUUUCCCUUCCUCCCCCACAACAAAUACUCUGUGAGGUGAGUGAGGCUGAGAGACUUCAAAGAAGUGUGACUGGCCCAAGGUCACCCAGCAGCUGCAUGUGGAGGAGCGGAGACGCGAACCUGGUUCACCAGAUAACGAGUCCAUCACUCUUAACCACUACACCACACUGGCUCUCCAGCACAUUAUUUCCAGUCCUAACUUUUGUCUGUCCUAAAUUCUCCCAAUGUUCAGCUUCGCUGGUUGACACCGGCCCAGAGAGAGGGAGAAAAAUGUUCCUCUAUCCAAUUUCUUCACACCUUGCACAAUUUUGCACACCUUUGUCUUGCUUCCUAUUUUUAUUUUUUCUUCAUUAAGUAGCCCCCAAGGCAAGAUGAACCAGGGAAGAACUUCUGAAAAUAAAUAAAUAAUGGAUUUGAUAUCUGCUUUAUCACUACCUGAAGGAGUCUCAAAGCGGCUAACAUUCUCCUUUCCCUUCCUCCCCCACAACAAACACUCUAUGAGGUGAGUGGGCCUGAGAGACUUCAAAGAAGUGUGACUAGCCCAAGGUCACCCAGCAGCUGCAUGUGGAGGAACGGGGAAGCGAACCCGGUUCACCAGAUUCCGAGUCCACCACUCUUAACCACUACACUACACUGGCAUAGCACUUGCCAGUAUUGUACCACUGUUUCCCAGAUGCCUGACAGUCCGUCUCCUUUUUGCAGUUCUAGGCAGGCAGCAAAAACUGAAAGUUACUGAGUUAUUGGUAGGCUGCCUUUCGCUCGAUGGAUUGUAGACGGUGUAAACUGGAGAUAAGCCCUACAUUACUGCAUAUCUUUCUGGACUCCACAGCCACCUUGUCAGAAACCAAAGCUUUUGAGGUUGCAGCGUGGCUUUUAGCUCAAGCUCUGCACAUGAGCCGGCUUUAGCUGCAUGCCUAGUUAUCGAGAGUUGCCUCCUGACAGCCUAUUUCCAUGGCAGGCAAAGAAAACACUUUGAAAAGGGCACAUCGCAGCAAGCUGGUCAGCGUUGCCCUUUAAAAGAGACCCACAACAGUUCAUUGGGGCACCUUGCCCCCAAUUUAAUACCGCGUUGCUUUCACAGAGAUCAAGUGUGAAAGGAAUUAAUUUGAGCAGACUGUGCCUAUUUAGCCUUAACAAGAUACGGUCUUGAGUGCUGCAUCCCUGAGACCUGUUUUUUAUGGCUCACAAAAACUGUGAGCAUUUUCUGGAAUGCUUGAGGAAUGAUUUUGCGCUUCCUUUGCCUAGAGGAGGGAUGGGGAACCUGUGGUCUUCCAGAUAUUGUUGGACUUCAGCUCCCAUCAGCUCCAGGCCAACAUGAAUGGCCCAGAAUAAUGAGAGUUGGAGUGCAAGAGCAAACAUCUGGAGAGCCACAGGCUGCUCAUCCUUGGUGUAGCUGUUCCUGGAGGAAGAACUGUGAGGGGAGAGACUCCAUCAGGCAAGGCCUCCUUCCACCUGCCUUGCCCCACCCCCUGGACCUGGGUCUCCUCAUAAGGAAGCUGUGCCUGGAGGAAGAACUGUGAGGGGAGAGACUCCAUCAGGCAAGGCCACCUUCCACCUGCCUUGCUCUACCCUCUAGUCUCUGCUUCUCGGUGUGUAUUGUAUUAUUUUAUGUACUGUGGCUUGCCGUUGUUUUAUUGAUUAUAAUUAGAUAUUAUUGUAACUGUUGAGUGGAUUUCUGUUUAACUUUUAUAUGUUGAUAUUAUUAUUUUAUACUAUUCUAAUUGAUUGUUGAAUGUUACUUUUUGAUGUAGGCUGCCUAUUUUAAAGUUAUGUUUUAUCACAUUUUUGUGUUGCAUUAGAUUGUUAUAAGAUGUGCAUUUUUUGUUUCUUCAGCUUGUAAACCGCCUUGAGUAUUGUAAGAUAGAAAGACGGUGUCCAAAUUAAAAAUGAUGAUGAUGAUGAUGGUGUAGAACAGGGCUUCCCAAACUUGGGUCUCCAGCUGUUGUUGGACUACAACUUCCAUCAUCCCUAGCUAGCAGGACCAGUGGCCGGGGAUGAUGGGAAUUGUAGUCCAAGCUUGUAAGGCACCCCUUGUCCUAAUACAAGCUCCCUUACUGAAAUGAAAGCAUGUCUUACUCAUUCAUCUGCUCCUUGAAAGUUCCCAAAUUAAAGGGUUCCGUUCUGCUGUGAGUUAGCUUGCUUUAACUGCUUUGUUAUAAGAAUUUAAGAAGAGCCCUGCUUGAUCAGAUGAAAGGCCUGUCUUCUCCUGCAUCCUCUUUUUACAGGGGGAAGCCAGAUGUUUAAGGGAUGCUCACAAGCAGGACAUGGGCACAAUAGUUAUAGCUGUUUUUCUGUCUGCUCCUCUGUAAGCAGCAGCAGAAUUAGUGAAGCAGAUCUCUAUCAGAAGCAGAAUUAGUGAAGAGACUUGGGCCCCUUUUUAAUCUGGCUUUGGGUGCGUGUAGCCUCUUUCUGUAAAUGGAGUUUGAUUACAAUCAGCGUUUAGCCUCGUCGUUUCAUUAAAUUUCUCUCUCAGUAAUCAAAAGCAAACUGUGUGGGUGUUUGCAGCACUAAUACAUGCUGUCUGUUGGAGGGGAGGGGGUGUUUGGAGAAGAGGCACUAAAAUCUUCCAGCAAUCUCUUCCUCAAAUUAAAAUAAAUUCACUCUAUACACAAGAAACACUUUCAUAAAUCUUGCAAACAGGUUACAUUUCCCACCCCAUAUUUUAUAUACGAAAAAAGGCAAAAAUAUGCAGGGAAAUAUGGGUUUCCUGACUGAUCCUGAUGGAAAAGGUUUAUUUAAUGACUGCUGUAAAACUAUUCACAUUUUAAUUUCUCCUCAGGUUUAUUUCCGAACAGUGGAACUUGUAGAAGAGCCCAUUCCUGGCUCACCUGGUUUGAGUUUUUAUUUCAGAAUCAAUGGACUCCCUAUUUUUAUGAAGGGUUCCAACUGGAUUCCAGCUGAUUCUUUUCAAGACAGAGUGACCUCUAAAAGGUGAGUUUGGGUGGCUGGGUUUCAAACAUUCACAUGGGUGCAAAGGAUUUAUUUUUGCCUACCAAUACUGAGUAGGGCUUACCAGAACUGAUUUUGGCCAUGAGAGUACAGCUCUUUUACAUGACUUUAUCAUUUGAGAAUUGAUGUGGAGAUUGUUUCUUUAGAAGAGAUCCCAUGUCAGAAGCUCCUUGCAGAUGAACAGUUAGUAUGCCAGGAAGAAGGCCCUUAGCUUAUCCAUCUGCCUCAAAUAUUAGUUUUCCACAUGCAGGCAAAUCUAAACAUGGACCUACUUUCAAAGAAGGGAUUCUCCCCAACCCUCUGUGGCAUGUGGAAUAGGCUUGUUAGAGGACUAUAUCACAUGCCUUCCUGUGAGUUUCAGUAAACUUUUAUGGCCAUUUUAUACAGUCAGCAGAAUCAAAUGGUAAAGUUUAUGGCGCAACCUUCUGGGGACUAUAUAAGCUGCAGGUAUAGAGGUUGCAUGUUGAAUAUUCUACCAUUCAUUAAGAAAAAUCCUUUCACAUAGAAAACAAGCAAAAAUGUUCACCUUAGCCUUCUCCAGGAUGCUUUUUAAAAAAGAAAGUAUAGGGGAUUUUUUUUUUUAAUGGGGAAACAUUCAAAAGGCAGUCCCAAAACUGCUGUUGGAAAUGCUAAAGUCCUGGAAAAGCUUUAAUGUUUGAUAUUGUUGUUAUGUCUAAACAGGCUCUAAAAGUUGGAAGGUUUUUUGUCACAUUAAGGUGGGGUAGGGCUGGCUGGCUGAAAACCUCUAAUGCUGUUGUGUGGUGUAGUGGUUAAGAGCAGUGGACUCGUAAUCGCAUCCCCGCUCCUCCACAUGCAGCUGCUGGAUGACCUUAGGCUAGUCACACUUCUCUGAAGUCUCUCAGCCUCACUCACCUCACAGAGUGUUUGUUGUGGGGGAGGAAGGGAAAAGGAGAUUGUUAGCUGCUUUGAGACUCCUUAGGGUAGUGAUAAAGCUGGAUAUCAAAUCCAAAAAACUCUCUUCCUUCCUGCAACCUACCCUUGACACCCAUUUCCCCUUCCAGCUGUGGUGACAUGGAUGCUCUGAUACACUUAUGGAGCUUCCCUGCUUGAGAGUGUGGAGCUCCACAUUCGCUUAACCCAUGAGGAGAAGGUUAGAGUCGAUAAGUCAGGAGCACUGAGAAUGAAUAGGAAAGUCGAGACCCACAGACGCUCCCAAAUAUGGCCCUCCAAGUCUCUCUGUCUUACCCCUCAGUGGGGUAGCUCUGUUGGUAGAGCAUGAUUCACUUAAUCAUGAGUUUGAGCCCCACAUUGAGCAAAAGAUUCCUUCAUUGCAGGGGGCUGGAAUACAUGACCUUCCUGGUCCCUUCCAGCUCUACAAUUCUAUGAUUCUUUCUAGGUCACAUCACAAUUAAAAUAUAGCUAUGUUCACACUCCGCUUCUGCUGAACGGCUCCCUUUAUUUAGCUUUGGCUAAUCCUGAGCACACCGUUUAAGCUACAGUAUUGCACUCUUUCAAGUGAAGUCCGGCUAGGUUUCCUUAAGCCCUCUCUGCAACUAAUUCAGUUUCUCUCCUACUGCAGAUCUGCUUAACUUUUAGUUCCACUUGUGUUUUGACAGGUUAAGGAUCCUCUUGCAGUCGGCGGCUGAUGCCAACAUGAAUAUGCUCCGCGUUUGGGGAGGAGGCAUAUAUGAGCAAGAUGAGUUCUACGAAAUGUGCAAUGAACUCGGAAUCAUGGUAAAGAAAAAAAGAAAAGAAAAGAAAAGAAAAAGCAAUACUCUGCAACUCCUAAUAUUUAAAGUUGACAUACGAAAUAAAUCUGAAAAUAGCUUUUUAUUUCCCCUUCCCCAUUAACCUGUAACCUUGAAAACAUGUGCUGGAUCAGACUUAAGGCCCAUCUAUUUGGGCAUCCUGCCAGACUGUAAAAUUAGGUUCCCAGGCUUUAGGUUGUAGCAACAUUCUGUUUUUAGAAAGGUGAGGAUAAUGGAAGUGCUCAAUAUAUAGCAAAUGGAGGGUUAGAUACUGCAGUUGUUUGACAACUGUAGAACGGGGUUGAAAACUUGAUUAGGACCAAGGCCUGCUUUCUUUUUGUUCCAGUCUAGGCAGAACUAGCAACUCCUAGCAGUAAACAGGAAAUAAAGUGAAAUGAAAUCAACUCAACUGCUUUGCCCAAAACGGGCCUUGUCAAAAGGUUAUGGAACCUUCCCAGAUGCUGAGAGCAGGUAUCCCUCCGUACAGAUACAAUUUCCAGUCUUGAUUUCUUCCUCUAGGUAAGCCUAGGGGAAAGGGAGGACUCAUGAUUCUUUCUUCCACGUGUGUCCAGUGACACCUUGUUAACUUCCAGCACGCCUUCCAACAUUUCUCCGAUGAAAAUAGGGAUGUUCUAUUCCGUGAUAAUAUUAAUUUUAUUAUUUAUAUCCUGCCCAGCUGACUGAGCUGCCCCAACUACUCUGGGUGCUUUCCAACAUAGAUAAAAACAUAAUAAAAAAUGGAGCAUGGGAAAACCUCCCUGUUCAGGGCUGCCUUCAGAUGUUAUCUCCUUGGUUCGGGGGUUGCAUAACAUUUCUUUUGUAAUGAAAAUAGGGGCAUCCUGAGGAAAAAGAGGGCAUUCCAGGAUCAAAUCAGAAACCAGGAAGGAAGGCUUCUUUAAAUCUGGGACUCUCCCUGGAAAACAGGGACAAUGGAAGAGUAUGUUAGAGCGGCUUUGGAUGUUAUGACAAGGCAAAGGAAGUGGGAAGUACAAGUGUGCUUCUUCUGCUGUAGAUACUCAUGCAAGAAAGACUGCACACCUCCACACUGUAGUAGUAGUAGUAGUAGUAAUAGUAGUAGUAAUAAUAAUAAUAAUAAUAAUAAUAAUAAUAAUAAAUUUGGUUUCCCCAGCCACUCUGGGUGGCUCCCAACAGAAAAUAAUAAUAUUAAAGCGAUAAAACAUCAAACAUUAAAAACUUUCUUAAACAGGGCUGCCUUCAGAUGUCUUCUGAAGUCAGAUAGUUGUUUAUUUCCUUGACAUCUGAUGUGAGGGUGUUCCACAGGGUGGGCGCCACUGCCUGGUUCCCUGUAACCUCACUUCUCACAGUGAGGGAUCCGCCAGAAGGCCCUCAGUGUCCGGGCUGAACAAUGGGCGUAGAGACGCUCCUUCAGCUAUACUAGGCUGAGGCCAUUUAGGGUUUUAAAGGUCAGCACCACUUUGAAUUGUGCCCGGAAACACACUGGUCUUUCAGGACCAGUGUUAUAUAGGCUUGGCAGCCACUCCCAGUCACCAGUCUAGCUGCCUCAUUUUGGAUUAGUUGAAGUUUCCUGGUCACCUUCAAAGGUAGCCCCACGUAGAGCGCAUUGCAGUAGUCCAAGCGGGAGAUAACUAGAGCAUGCACCACUCUGGCGAGACAGUCUGCGGGCAGGUAGGGUCUCAGGCAGCGUACCAGAUGGAGCUGGUAGACAGCUGCCCUGGACACAGAAUUGUGCAACAUAGAGAACUGCCUCACAUAGCAGCUUGUACAUCCUCCUGUAAUGGGAGAUGUAAUCCCUGCCUGUUGGGAGUUUUGGCCUCUGGAUAUUUUGGAAUGCCACAAUGAUGAAGGCUGGUCUAAAGAACAUUGUUGUUGUUUAAUCGUUUAGUCGUGUCCGACUCUUCGUGACCUCAUGGACCAGAGCAUGCCAGGCACUCCUGUCUUCCACUGUCUCCCGCAGUUUGGUCAAACUCAUGCUGGUAGCUUCGAGAACACUGUCCAACCAUCUCAUCCUCUGUCGUCCCCUUCUCCUUGUGCCCUCCAUCUUUCCCAACAUCAGGGUCUUUUCCAGGGAGUCUUUUCUUCUCAUGAGGUGGCCAAAGUAUUGGAGCCUCAGCUUCACGAUCUGUCCUUCCAGUGAGCACUCAGGGCUGAUUUCCUUCACAAUGGAUAGGUUUGAUCUUCUCGCAGUCCAUGGGACUCUCAAGAGUCUCCUCCAGCACCAUAAUUCAAAAGCAUAAAUUCUUCGGUGAUCAGCCUUCUUUAUGGUCCAGCUCUCACUUCCAUACAUCACUGCUGGGAAAACCAUAGCUUUUACUAUACGGACCUUUGUUGGCAAGGUGAUGUCUUUGCUUUUUACAUAUUUUAUUAGAACCAGUGUAGUUCACAAAUGGUAAAUGCAGUUGUUCCUUCCUACCCUUUAGCUGUUACAGCUUCAGACACUUUAAAAAAGGAGUCCAGGUGCCAGAGGCCAAUGAUACUUUAAUAUAAUUCUAAAACCAUUCUUGCUUUAGGAAGGCAGGUAACACUUAAAAAUCAGUUUUGGCUUGAGACCAACCACAGAAAGUUUCAGGCCCAGAGGAACAUUUUUAGGAGGUUGUGUACAUGGCUAGAAGGGGGACACCUGCUUUAAACUGCAGAGAAAUAAUUCCUACAUAACCUUGAGAUAUAUAAAGCCUAUAAGCUCACCUUCCUAAGUUCUGAUUAAAGAUGUAAACAAGUAAAGCUUGAUUUUUUUGCUGUUGGAUCUCAUCCAAGUCCAAUGAUUUGGCUUGUUCUUUCAAAGACAUAUCCACCCUUCCAUAUAGCAAAACCCCUCUGGAAACAGAACUUUGCUGGAGUAAAAAAAUAUAUGAUCCUUUUCUGAUACCUUUCUAGGGAGAGACAAGUCUGCUGUGCCUUUAGCAACUGCAGGGCCGGUGGAAAUUUAGAAGGGGAAGCUUCUCUCCCUACUUACUGAAUCUCCAUGCUGGGAGGAGCUGAUUUUCUGCCUGCCAUUUAACUGUCAAAAGGCACAGGAGUCCUGUGAGUGGUUGGUAGGAAGAUGUAAUGUGUGAAAACCCCUUUCCUCAAUGCUGUUUGAGGCUAAAAGCUUCCCAUGUUUGAAAUAGUUAGAUGAGGUCAUUUGCAGCGCUUUAACAAACCUGGACAGCGACUAUUAAUUUGAGAUAGCAACUAUAUUAACAACAUUUUUCGGUGCCACUGCUUGUGUAAAUAAGUCCUAAUUUCUAUGAAUUAUGAGUGUUGCUUUUUUAAAAAUAAUAAUCUGGUUAGGUGUGGUGCAAUCCUGCAGUUGUUCACUCAGCUCACAUGUGUUCAGUGGAGUUUACUCCCAGGUAAAUGUGCAUAGGUUUGUGGUAUUAAUGAGUACUCCACAAUCUUUUAAGUGAUGCAAGCUAGAAAAUAUGCACUCUGUUUACAUGACUGUUUGUCAACUGGCUACUUGUUGAGUUCUUUCAUUUUUCUCUUAAUUCCCUAGAUUUGGCAGGACUUUAUGUUUGCUGUUGCUCUUUACCCAACUGACCACAGCUUCCUAGAUUCAGUAAGAGCCGAAAUUACUCAUCAGGUAUGGUAUUCAGUCCAGUAGGGCCAAGCUCCUAAACUGUAUACAAGCCUAGUCAUGACUAAUAAUUGCACCGUUUUUCUGCUGGCUUUCUGUUGUGUCACGCUUGUGUGAGCGGUGACCUUCUCCUAAGUGCAUCCAAUCAAACAGAAGUGGCAGGGUGCUGGUGGGAUGCAAACAGGAUGCACCAAACUGUGCCACCCUCACAGGCAUGCUUAAGUAAGGAAGCGAGAGAGGGCCUUUUUGGUGGCUGCUCCUUGAUUUUGGAAUUACUUCCCUAGAGAGGCUAGACUGGCUCCCUCCCUGUUGCCCUUCCACUGGCAGGUGAAGACUUUCUUCUUCCAACAGGCUGUUGGGAACUGACUGCUUUUAAUAAAAGGGCUGGUGCAGUACUAUUUUCGUUGUAAUUAUUGGCAUGGUUUUAAUGGAUUAUAUCAAUGUUGAAUUGUUUUUAAAUGAUUUUUUUCUAUGUUUCUAGCUGUUAUUGAGUUAUUGAGUCCCUGUCAGGGAAAAAGGCAAGGUAUAAAUAAAAAUAUAAUAAUAAUAAUAAUAAUAAUAAUAAUAAUAAUAAUACAGGUGCUUUAAAUUAUUUUUUUCUAUGUUUCUAGCUGUUUUUAUUUUUAUCUAUAAGUCAUCUUGAGUCCCUGUCAGGGGAAAAGGCAAGGUAUAAAUAAAAAUAAAAUAAUAAUAAUAAUAAUAAUAAUAAUAAUAAUACAGGUCACAUGCACAAUAGAAGAAUGCUUGCUGAUUAAUUUGUAUGAUUGAACAUUGAACAGUUUGGCUGUCAAAAGUAUGCCAGUAUAAUUCAGAACCAUCCCUGGAAUAGGGCCAGUGCCAUUGCUGUUCACUUCCUUCCUUUUUUCAACUCUCUCCAUCUUCCCUUCUGGUUUGCACAGCUUGACAAGCGAUGAGUAUGCAACCCAAUGGGACGACUGGCUGCCAGGGCACUUUAAAUGCGUUGUGGAGAGGAAAGUUCCCACCCCAUCCUUCCUCUGCUGUUGUGCUGGGUCCAAGUGCAACAUGGAUGGAAAUCCCAUCCAGCAAAGGCAGGCUCUGGGACAGGAACACACUUAGGUUAGAAUCAUAGAAUCGGACCAUAAAAUACCCUCACGCUCAAGUGUUGUGUCCUGAAGGAAUUCCUUCAGAACAAGAAGGAGCUCAUAUUUGUGUCUGAUAAGCCUAACUUGAAAGCAAUUCAAGAAUUUCAAGUUAGGCUUAUCAGAAGGAGGUUUGAAGUCCCCCUUUGCCUCUUCCUUGCGUAAACACUAAUUUUUGACUGGUGCAGUGAGAGCGCCCUCUUCUGUUUUCCCCUUCCAAAUAUAGAGCUAGGAAACCCAUUUUUAACCAGCUCUGGAGCCACGUCGUGUAAAUCUAACCUUGAAUCCUUUGGAAAGUUUAAACCACACCUGAAGCUGACAUUAUUGUAAGUUGUGUCUGAUUUGCAGAUUCAUUAAGACGUUUGGUGAAACCAUGUCCCUUUUAUACCCCGGACUUUAAUCAUUAACACUUCUGACUUUACUCAUUAUUUUUUUUUUAGCACUUACAUGUUAAAAGCUCUGCUUUUCGUUUCAGGUAAAGCGGUUAAAAUCUCACCCGUCUAUCAUUUUAUGGAGCGGGAACAAUGAAAAUGAAGCAGCAAUUGCAUACAACUGGUUCUCUAUUCCAAGCGCAAAGAAGAGCGUUUAUGCCGACGAUUAUGUCACGCUUUAUGUAAAGAAUAUCCGAGAGAUUGUUCUUGCUGUAAGUACUGUUUUGCAGAAGGCUAUGAAGGGUUGAGCUUUGAUAGCAGGCUUUGAAAGUUCUGCUGAAUUGCUGAUUUUACUCUUCUUGUUUGCAACCGUGUCUGUAGUCUGCAUACAUUGCAGGCAAAUCUUUAUCAUUAAAGAUGCAUCAGGCACAAUCUGGAAACAUCUGGAAACAUCUGUUUUCUCUGUAUAUCCAUUGAUGGGCUCAAAUCAGCCCUAACAACCAUUUUGUCUUCUGUAUUUCACCUGCGUUUGUGAUACCCCUGCAAUGUGUAUUAACAUACUCUAUUUUUUUUUAAGUGCCUGGUUAUUUAUUUACAGAUAAAAAGUACUUGCUUUGGGGAAAAUGAGAGUGAUAAGUAAGGGCCAAGCUUGUCGUGUGUCCACUGGUGUUUGCUGUGCUAAACGCUGCAGUUAAUAAAGGGCAGGGAUAAUGUGCCAGGAAGCCUCAACUGGCCUGUAACUCUGGCCUGUAUCUUUGACUGCUGAAGAUUCAGGUCUCCCCCAUCACACUUGGCAGCGUUUAGCUCUGUGCAUACCAGUUUUGUAAGUUGCAAGCAUUCCUGCAAGGUAAAUAUUAACUACUCUUAAUGGACAGCCUGAAAUGUAGAGAACUGAGAAGUCAAAUCUCUCUCUCUCUCUCUCUCUCUCUCUCUCUCUCUCUCUCUCUCUCUCUCUCAUAUUCUGUUUAUGCAGCAUUUAUAGUCAGCAGAUAGUGUAUCCACUUAAGUACUGCUCUCUGGCUGAAGCCUGAUGCUCCCACUAUCAAAUAAGAAGUGCAUAUUCACAUACCCUCUUUCCUUACAAACUUCUUUUUUGGGAAAGGGCUGUAGAGCAUCUCCUUUGCAUUCAAAAGAUCCCAGAUUUAAUCCCAGGCAUCUCUAGAUAGGCCUGUCUAAAACCCAGGAGAGUCUCUGCAGACCAGUUCAGCAUAACUGCUCCAGCACAGAACCGUGUAGGCCCUAGGCAGAAGACUGGCUUUCCAAAGUGAGCACAAGGUAUCUGCAGUGGGGAAGCGAUCAACAUUCAAGUGGAACAUUUCAGGGGCUCCGUGUUAAGACUGGAAAUUGCCACAUAUGGUAUGGGAAGCCUGUGGCCUCCAGAUGUUGGAGAUCCAGAUGUUGGCGCUCCCCUCACCCCUGACCAUUGGCCAUUCUGUUGAGGGCUGAUGAGUGUGGGUGAAUGUGCACAUGUGGAAGCGCAUUGAGCCAUGGGUCUCUCAGUAGGUGGGCAAUCUGUUUGUAAUCCUAUUUUAUGGAUUUUGAUUUUUAAAAAUGUUUUGUAUCAGUUGAAGAACUUUUUAUUUUCCCAGUUCCUUUAAUUCUAAAAUAUUUUCAGCCUUAAAAAUCUUCUAGUUCUUUGUACUAUUUGUGCUUUUGUUUUGUUCUCUAUAUUUAUUUAUUUAUUUAUUUAUUUUUAAAAAGUCAUUCAGAGAACAUACACGUAACCUGGAGGAAAGGCCUCUAGACUCUCCCUAACAGAUGGGAAACAGUUGUGUGCCCAUUGCCUGUAAAGACCUUGAACAUUUGUCCAAAGAAUCAGUUUUGCUUUCAGAUGGAAGCUGACUAUACAAUUUCCCCCCUAAAAUGCGCACGUUCUUCCUCAUACGAAAAUAAAUGGACCGCGCACAAUGCUUUCCUUAGUAUUUGUCUCGCAGUCUGAAGGCAAUAUUUUUCAGAGCAGAUUGCUUUCCUUUGAAUGCUGAAUUUGUUUCUUUGCAGCCGAGCGUCUGACUCCAGGAAGCAGAUAUUCAUUUGUGUGAUAAGCAGAGCAGAACUCAUCCAGCCUAGUGAGAAAUGAAGCCAUGACUCAUUCACCAAUUCAGAAUCUGGCUUUAUUUUUUUGCUUUUGAAAUCGUAGAUGUUUAGCUAGUUUGAAGAAGAAAGAAAUGCUUUAUUAGCCCUUAGCUCUAUUUAUUGUCUUGCGUUGUGUUUUGUUAAACCCAGGAAGACGAGACUCGUCCUUUCAUUACCUCCAGCCCUACCAACGGUCUGGAGUCGGCCAAGGAAGGCUGGCUAGCCCAUGCUCCUUACGACACUCAUUUCGGAGAUAAUCAUUACUACAACUAUGUGAGUGACUGCUGGGAUUGGACCACCUUCCCCAGAACACGAUUUGCCUCGGAGUAUGGCUUUCAGUCCUGGCCUUCCUUCAUUUCCCUGGCACAGGUAAGUCUUUCGAGCCUUUCCCUCUCUUGCAAACUCUGCGAGCAGAAGAAAAGCCAGUUGAUGAUUUCCUCCCAAUGCAAAUGUUAGCUCUUGGGACCAGCUUACUUAAAGAAAUAAUCUUGCUCCCUAUGUGCCUAUUUAAUUGCACUUUUACAAGAGCCACAGCAUGUCUGUUCUGAAUUGUGAGGAGUUGACUUUAGUGUGGCAACACCUGUGCUUUGGAACUUUACCUAUCAGCAGGUUGCCUAUUGGCAGCAAAUUGUUUUAAAUGCUUGCUGAAAACUUCACUUGUUUUGGUGUGUUUUCCCAUACAUAUAAUUUAGUUACCUAUAUUUGUUUUAAAAGUCGUAUUGGUUUUAUCCUUGUGUACAGGGAUGGCGGUUUUAUGUAUCUUUAUUUUUAAUUUGUUUGUGGAUUUUAUUUAUAAUUUUGUUAGUACACUGUUUAGGGAGCUCCUUGCUUAGGUGGUUUAUAAAUUUUCUAAAUAAAUAAAAAGAGGACAUGUUUUCCUUGGGACCACUGUAGGGGAUAAGAGGAUUAUAUUCUCUCUCUCCCUGUCUGCUCUGACCCUUCAUUUACCACCGUCUCCCUCCCAGUAACUUUGCAUUAUUAUUAUUAUUUUAAAAAAAUACAAUUUGCAUUUUAAAGCAACCGCUAAACAUCAAGGACCCCUCCAAACUGGUAUUUUAUUGUGGGUAUAUUUUGUAACAUGUCCUUGGCACAAAAAUAGUGAUCAAUUUAUUUUGCUUUGUUUGUUGUUCUGUGAUGAUUCCUCAGUGCUACAUUAUUGCUGUCCGGAAGGGUUAUAGUGCAACAAAAGUGGGACAACACCCCCCAAACAACAACAACAUAGGACAUUUGUGGUAUGAAAAGCCAGUGGAAGUUACAAGACGUGCACUAGACCUGUUUAGGGAAGUUUUUAAUGUUUGAUGUUUUAUUCUGAUUAAUAUUCUGUUGGGAGCCGCCCAGAGUGGCUGGGGAAACCCAGCCAGAUGGGCGGGCUACAAAUUAUUGUUGUUGUUGUUACUAGGAGUACUGCUACUACUACUAGCUGUAAGUGAAGCAGUAUGACCUUUUGCAUUCACAAAUGGUACUGAAAGUAGGAUUGUGUAGGAUUGCCCCGAUAGCAUCAUGAGCACAAAUAAUCACGAAUGUGCAAUAAAAAGGAUGUUUGGAGUGGGCCUGUGUGCAAAGAUUUCCCUAAAUGUUGAUUCCAGUGGGAGAAUGAUGCACGUGCUCAGCACUGCUGGCAAGGCCACAGAAGAUACCGCCCUGCAAAAAAGUGUGUAGUCAUCUGUUUGCUUGCCCAGGCAUAACUGUGUGUGCUGUGUGUGGCCUGAAAGGCAAAAAGAUCAAUGUCAUAAAUGAAUCCUGCAAAGCUUUCCUCUCUGGUUGCCUGGAGGUAGUUCUUAGGGAGCACAUGGCUGUUGACAAGCCUGAACAAGGCGUAACUUUCUCCUGUCGACAUCAACGAGACUUAGAAGAGUUCAAAUGCUGGCAGAAUGUCCCAGUUUGAAAUGAGGUGUGUGGGUUUGUAAUUGUGUACAGUUCUUUUUACAAGCCUGCCUGCGAAUCAUGUUCCCCAUGUGUAUUAAGGCAUUUAAAGCCAGGGUCAAUUUGGGGAAUUUCCCUUCCUGGAAGGAAAAGUAUCAUUUAAGUGUGCUAAACAAUGGGAGCUCAAUUAGUUGACGAAAGAACAUGUUUGAUCAGACAACAAGAAUUCCCAUUCUUGGCUCUGGGCACAAUGCAGAGAACAAUGGGAGCACUUUUAUUUCACUGAAAGAAACAAGACACAAACCUGUAGCAAAGCACUUACGAAGGUAAGCACCGCUUUUGGGGGGAUUGUGUCUCUCGUCACCAGUUACUUCUGCCUUUCACUUAUUUUUAUGGUUUUGCCUUGGAUAGAUGCAUAAAGGCCUGCCCAAAAUUCUUUUCUACAGGCCUUGGGAAGUUGCACCACCAGCAACUUCCUGUAUUUGUUACGUUGCUGUUGUUUUAUCCUGAUAUUCUGCCAAGGAGCUUAAGGCAGUGUACAUGAGUCUCCCCUCCCAUUUUAUCCUCACGAGGAUAAAAGGUUUUACCUUAUCAGGGUUCAAGGACAAUGCAGCCAGGCAGAAGCAUUUGGGGCACAGUGUAGCCUGGGGAGAUUUCUGGGGGGCAGGCAGAGAGGUAUUUGGCCCCUAGUCCUAUGAUCCCCCACCAAUUGUGUAAACACUGCUAUUUCCCAUGUUCUUUUCUGAUCUGUACAUGUAUACAUUUUCUGUAUGGAGGUAGUUACAGCUUUAAGAUUACAGUCGUACCUUGGAAGCUGAACAACUUAGCUCCCAAACAGAUCAGCUCCCGAACGAUCGAAACCCAGAAGUGAGUGUUUGGUUUUUGAACGAUUUUCAGAAGUCAAACGUCCGGCAUGGCUUCUCAUUGGCUGCAGGAUGCUCCUGCAGCCAACUGGAAGCCACACUUUGGUUUUCGAAUGGUUCUGGGAGUCAAACGGACUCUCAGAACGCAUUCUGUUCGAAAACCAAGGUACCACUGUACAAACUUUGCACAGAGCAUACUUAGAUGAAAUAUAUGCUAGAAUAUGUGUAAAUCAUGCAUGUAUUUGUAGCCAGAGAGUGGUGGAGAACAUUGCUCUCUGCAUACUGUAUUGCAAUCUGCAUAAUUCUCUGAGGGACAUAUUUCUCAAAAGGAUUCUUCAGACAAUUUCCUCCUUGAAUAUUAGGGAGAAAAAUUGUUCUUUGCUCAGGGAUUGGGGAAUAAACGCAUCACACAUAAGGUUCCUCUUUUUGCUUUAGCAGCCCAACGGAUUAGACAGAAUGCCAUUGUACAGCAUGGGGGCCCAGUUUGCUGGGGGACACCUUAUGCUAUGUUUGAAUUUUUGAGAUGACUAUUUUUUAUAAAAAAGUAAAUAUAUGCGAGUGAGUGGCUGCGAAUGUGUAUAAAUCUUAUUUUGUUUUUAAACCACAGGUGUCAUCUGAGGAGGACUGGUCUUACGCGAGCAAUUUCUCCUUGCAUCGGCAACACCACGCUAAUGGCAAUGACCAAAUGCUUCAUCAGGCAGGCCUCCAUUUUAAGCUGCCGCAGGAAGGAGACCCCCUCAAGAACUUUAAGCAAUCCAUCUACCUCACUCAGGUGAGUAUUUGUCAAAAUCUUAAGAGGUUUCUUGUUUGUUAAAGAAGCCAUAAUUGUGGUUGCAUAAUGCAACAUGUAUUGCAGAGAACCUGGUACAAAAUUAUGAUAAUUGUGUCAAGUGUUUGAAUUACACAGUGGGCGAAAUCUUGGGUCCAGUGACAUCUGUUUAAAUUAUCGAUGGGCUUCUCCCCACACACCGUACAGAGAAAUACACAUGUGCCGUUGUGUAUAAAGUGUCGCAUGGCUGUUUGCUUUGUGAUUACAGGCUGUGUAUAUACUGGUUGUCAGGUCUGUGUCUCUCUGUAUGGUGAAACAUUAACUCAGCCCUGUAGGCACAAUGUUAGAUUUGUCUUUUCCUAUCCAGGGAUUAUGACGGUGCACUGAAAACAUGGGGUAUGAAGUUGUUCUUUGGAAACAGGUCUAGAAACCACUUGUGCUUAUCUGCAACAACUGACGACCUCGUAAGAGUCCUGGAAAGACUCUGAUGGGCAGUUUUCAAUAUCUGCAAGGAUAGCCACAUUAGUCUGCUGCAGCAAAAACAACCAAAAGCCUUUUGGCACAUAAAAGGCCAGCAUUGUUUAUGUUAUGGCAUAAACUUCUCUGGGCUAGAGCCCACUAUGUCAGAUGCAAGGGGUAUGAGUCUCAGUUGUCAGAUAUAAAGGGAGCAAGGGAAGGGGGGAAAUGGGAUGCAAAAGGAUUGUGGAUGAAAAAUGACGUUUUACAGCAACAUUGGCUGGCAAUUACACAGUCACUAUAGCGUUGCUGAGUAAGGUGAUAAUAGAAUUAGAGACUAAAAUGUAUUCAUACAUUUUGCUGUGAAAGGUAAUUUUGCAUACGUUCGAGCUAUUGUUGCUUUGUCACAGGCUGUAAUUUUGCAUGCCGCCGCCUUUCGGCUGCAACAUUCCCUGCUCCCUUUUAUGUGCUUAUACACCAUUGAAAAACAUGGCUGGUAGACUGAGGGUCACACUCCACGAAUCUCAUGAAGUAGGCUCUAAUGCGCGAAAGUUUGUGCCAGGAGAGCAUUUGUUAAGCCUUUAAGGUGCCACAACACUCUUUUUUUUUAAAAAAAAAGAUAUUUAUUAAAAUUUUCAAGAUAUUACAAAAUGAAAAAAGAAAAAAGAAAAAUACAAAAUAAAAAUAGUUAAAAACAACUCAAUCUUUCCAUUACUUAUUUUUCAUUAGCUUGUUUCCCGGACCUCCUCGCGCCUCCCUUUUUUGUAUUCCAGUUCAGUUUGUUAGUUCAGCAAAUCCUUCCCCUCUUUGUUUAUCCUAGUCUUUAAUCUUAAAAUAUUGUGACAUUAAAUUUUUACCUAUUCGUAAUCCAUUUUUCAUAUUCCCUUAUAGUAUUACAGCUAAAAACCACUUAAUUUCUAUCCAACAUCAUUCUAACAUUCAUUAAUCAUUCUAACAUUCAUUAAACACUCUUUUGAGGUUUGUUUUUUAAAUGCUCUUUAUUAAUUUUGCAUAUAGUUUAGAAAAUGAUAAAACGCAACAGGGGGACUCUUGUGAGGUUUGAAUGUAUAUUUUAGGAAUUUUUUAGAGCAUUGUUUGAAAUACACAACCUACCUGCGGGUAUAGGACAGUAUAUAAAUUCAGUAAAUAAAUAAAUACUGCUUACAAAUCAAAGUGGUACCGUCCAGAAAGGGUUUUACUAUGUGAUCUGCUGUUCUCUGUGGUCCAGUCGCAGGGAUCUACAUUAUUGUCCGUAUCUUUCGCAGUUCUAUCAUUACACAAGCACUUAGUAAUUAUAUUUUUUCUUUUUGUUUUGGCUUUCGUUGACUUAGAUUAUGCAGGCCCAGUGCAUAAAGUCCCAAACGGAGUUCUAUCGUCGCAGCCAAAGCGAGAUAAUCAAUGGGGAGGGGCGCACCAUGGGGGCACUAUAUUGGCAACUCAAUGAUAUCUGGCAGGCUCCUUCCUGGGCUUCUCUGGGUAAGUCUUCUCCAGCCAAAGCAAAAUUAGGAAUUGGGCCGCUUUAAUGUGCAUGCUUUCUUACUGUCUUUGCACACCUAUUUUAUUUAUUUGUAUUUCACCUUUGCUGUGAGGAGCUUAAGGUGGUGAAUGUGAUUCUACCCCUCAAUUGCAUCUUCACACCAUCCCUGAGAGGUUGUAUAGGCUGGGAGAAAGUCCCUGGCCCAAGGUCACCUAGUGAGCUUCAUGGCCGAGUGGGAAUUUGGACAAAAUAGUUCUGAUCGUGCAAGGAUUUCCAUUUCUGCGAUUGAACUUCCCCACCCUCUCCUUGGGCUGCACCAUCUCCAGAUCUGUCCUGGUGGGGGAAACCCAGAACAGAUUUAGGAGGGACACAGGAAGGGGAGAGGGAGGGUAAGUUCUGUUGCACAGCCGGAUGUUCUUGUGCUGGCAAGAACUACUUUGUUGGGUACUGUCCAGGGUACCACAAAUUAAAUGGCAGCAUUUUGUCAAAUGCCUUAAAGCACCAAGCUUUUUAGCCAUUUCAGGCAUGCAGUGAUAACCAACGUGGUUCCCUCCAGGUGUUGUGGACCACAACUCCCCUCGUCACUGGCUGAGAGGAGUCGGAGUGCAAAACAUCGGAGGAGCAUAGCACUGGCUACCUUUGGGAUAAGGCUUGACAUUAAAGUCUGGUUCCUACAAUGUCAGCAGUUCCCGAGGGUGUGUGUGCAUGUGUUCCCAUCCCCAGUUUUACCUGGGGUGUGUCCCAGGAAGAGCGAAUAUAAUCUGCAUGUCGUUCUGGUAGAUAACUUUGGUUUGCAGAGGAAAGAAGUUAGGAGAUAUUAAAGCUAGAGCCUUUAAUUAUGUCAUAGGAUUAGAUUAGCCUUUGCUGCUAUACAGGAUGUCAUGAUUUGGUCUGAACAGUCUCUUCCUCUCUGGGCAUGUUUCAAUCGUUGUUGAAAAAUUAAAGAGACAUCUGUUUAAAUUAGCACUUGACUCUCUCAGGGACUAUUAACAGACUGUCAGGGUUUUGUAGUAUGAAUAGCAAGACGUAUAUUUCUGAGCUCUUGGCUCUCCCAAUUCCAUCGUAGUGGAUUCGGGUGGUAACGGUGGUCAGUUCCCACAACCAUGUCUUGGCUUAGGAAGCUGAAAUAUGCAUCAGUGGUCAGAUAUAUGGGUAUAAAGGGGGCAGGAGCAAAUUUUCAUUGAAUAGGGUUCAAACGACAAGGGAGAAAAAGAAAGAUUUAGGUUAAUGAUGAUUUAAAGUGGCACGAUGCUGUUUUAAAUGUAUAGUGCAGUUAGGGCCUUAGUCAUCCACAUGGGACAGCUGUAGCCACGGUGUGAAGUUUCAUCUUUAGGGGAGGAAAGCAAAUUGCAACCACUGUUUGCUGAGCCUCAGGUCUUGUGUAAUGUCACCUUGACAUACCUGAUUCAAAUCACACAUUUUACUUGGAAGGGAUGACUCAGUUUUAGUCUCAUCACAUCUAGCACUUACAUCAUCCAGUGAGCUGAAACCAGCAGCUAUUAGACAGAAUAAUAGCUUUUGGAUGCAUGAUUAUGGUACAGACCAAGGAAAUGAUGCCUUUGGGGUUUGCAGUUGAUUAAUUUAGCACUGGUCCCACAGAGGAGCAGGCUGCCUACUCUGACUGUUGGUGAGAAGAACUUCAGGGAAAACUUAAAAACCAGGAACCUACUGCUGACACCCUCCUUUAUUCUGUGUCUCUAUCCCAUGUCACCCUUAUUAUUUGUUGAUUUGUUAAAGCAUUUCUACUAUAUACCCUUCAGAAUAAAAAGGCUGCCAGAGCAGUGUACAAAAAUGACAAGACAGUCCCUGCCUUCAGGCUGAUAAAUCUUAAAGGACACAACACAAAAGGAAAAGGAACUGGGAGGGAGAAGGAAAACCAAGGCCGCAUUUCUAGUUACAAAGUUUAGCUGGUAGCAAUUAAUGAAGCUGGAUGUAAGCACAACAGACAGUCUGCUAUUUCCUCUGCAUCUGGUGGUUUCAGCCACCUCUUUCUCUGCAGUGCAGUUGCUUGAAAUACAGCACAUUAAUUGCUUGAAUUCCAGUGGCCCCAUCACCUGCUUUUCAGAUAAGAUGUCACAUUUGUUGAGUGCAUAUACAUAUCUGUAUAUGCCCUAUGUAGCAUGCGUCAUCACAUUCACUGUGGUCGUCCUGCAACAACCCCACUGCAUGCCUGAUAUGGCUUCCAUUUUGAACAGCAGCAAUAGAGACAGUAGAAGGUUUUUAACAUGUGAACAGCAAUUAGUGUAUGGGCUGCUUUGAUACAAGCACAAAUAUUAAUAAGGGGAAAGAGUUAGCUCCAGGGGUGAAGCAAUAAAUAAAUAUAUGUAAGUGAUACCCACUCAUUCCCCGCAAGUCAUUUAUGAACCAGCCUUCCUCCGACUCGAGAAAAUAAAAAAAAAGGCCUCUUAAUCUGAAUGCUUGCAUAGUAAGGUAAGCUGCAGGUCAUUUCAGGGUAUGGUUAAUAUAUUUUCUCCUUUGGAACCUUCUCAGAAUAUGGUGGCAAGUGGAAGAUGCUCCAUUAUUUUGCACAGCGCUUUUUCGCUCCUUUAUUGCCUGUGGCAUAUGAAGAUAAAGAUGUUCUCUACAUAUAUGGGAUCUCAGAUCUUCACACAGAUUAUGAGCUGACACUCAGAGUAAGUUCCACCUUGCCCAGUCUCUGAAGCUGGGUCUGGAAAGAAUUUUGGGGUUGGGCGGUGAGGGCUUUCCCCCAACCCUUCUAUUCAACCCAAAGCAAAACCUUAAGGAGACUAGCUCUAAAGAAAUACUCCCAGCUACGAAAUAAUGCUGCGUUUUGAGUUUUUAAGUGAGGUGUAAAUAUUUGAAUUGCAAGCUAAUGUUGUAGGAUUAUUGCCUGAAUAAAGGCAUCCUCCUGUCAAAGUUAAGAUCUUUUGAAGGCUAUUAAUUUUAAUAAGAGAAAUGUAAACGUGUGCUCAAUCUAGGUUGAGUUAUUUGUGUUUUAUUAAUGGCAAGGAAGCAUUCAUAAUGUGCCUUUAUUGUCUUGAACUCUUAACCUGCCUUGCAGGUCAGUCUGCAUGAUUGGGGUUUGACGGAGCCAGUGUGUACCUUGGCAGAAGAGAGUGUGCUCAUCAAGGGAGGAGCAGCUGUUCCCAUCUACAAGGAGCCAAUCAGUGACCUUCUGAAACAAUGUGGAAAUUGUACCAGGCAAAGCUGUGUUGUCACCUUUUCCCUUGAGGGUGAAGAGGAGCUCUCCAGCCCAAGCAAUUACCACUUCCUGUCCUCAUUGAAGGAUGCAGUGGGGUUAAAGAAUCCACAACUUCUUGUAAGCAACAAAAUUAUUUUGUUCAAGUAAUAACAUUCGUUCCUUGGCACACAAGUAGCAGUUCAUAGAACCACAGAGGGUAUAGAAUAACUGCGGUGAGAUGUCUUGGCUCAGAAGCUGUGUGUGAAGUCAGGAUACUGAACUCUGUGCAUAGUACCAAAGGACCUGUGAUUUCACUCUUAUGGAAGCAUUAUGUGCUGAUCCUUACAAAAGGUAAGGACGGAGCCUCAGAUGCCAUAUGCAAAGCUGUCUAAUUCCCAUCAUUUAUCGAUGUCAUGGAAUUGAACUUUUAUUGCCGUUUCUUGGUGUUUUUGCCUUAAAAUGGAGCGGUUACUUUGGAACACAGAAAGUGCUUCAUGUCUAAAUAAAAUGGCAUUCCUGCUUAAUGCUGAUUGCAGGUCCUGCCAAGGCUCCAUGUCUUCAGCAUGUCUGCAAAAUCAGGCUGAGCCAGCGCAAAUAGGAACUGUGAACAAGAAGAGUCCUUCUGCAGUAUGGAUUUAUGAGGCAGUAUUUCCUGAGACCUUUUGUGGGUUCCAUAAGAAGUAAUGGUGGGCACACUGGUGUGUCAUCUUGGCAAACCAAGACUUAACUGGCGCAGUUCUGGGGAAGAGUAAUUUCCUCCAUCUCCUGGAAUUGCUGAAGAGGAAACCAUAGUACAGUGGUAACCAAUGUAGGGUCCCUCCAGGUGUUUGGAGACUACAACUCCCAUUAACCCUGACCAUUGUUCAUACCGGCUGGGACUGAUGGGAGUUGUACAUCUGGAGUUACACUAGCGAUCCUUGCCGUAGUAUUAAACCGGUAUAAAAAUAAUGUUUAUAAUUCAGGUUUCAAGUAACAAGCGGCUCCAUAUGCCAUUAUUUCCUUUUCUGCAGACAAGCUUGUUGUGAGGAGGAAUAAAUUAUUAAAGCACAUUGUUUAUAAUAGGGAAUUUCUACUAGGCAAACUGCACAGAUAAUAAUCCUUUGCCCCCUCCCCUUCAGGCUUCUGUUUCCCAAGAAGGAGAUCAGUUUCAGAUUAUCCUGGAAGCCACAGCCAUCGCUCCUUAUGUUUGGUUGGAUGCUGGAAACAUCUCAGGAAGAUUCAGUGACAAUGGUUUCCUUCUCACUGAGAAACGAAGAGUCAUACUGUUCUACCCUUGGGAAACCACUAGCGCCAAAGAACUGGAGAAGUCGCUCAGCUUAACAUCAUUGACAGACAUUUCCUGA
Molecule: messenger RNA, 54756 nt
Organism: Podarcis lilfordi (Lilford's wall lizard)
Lineage: Eukaryota; Metazoa; Chordata; Lepidosauria; Squamata; Lacertidae
Source: the annotation of a GenBank genome assembly